AUGCCUACAGAUGCUCCGAGACAUGUGGGAGUGUGGCGACAAACCAGAGCUCUUUUAUACAAGAACUGCCUAGUUAAAUGGAGGACGAAAAAGAGCAGCGUUCAGGUGAGCUGAACAGCAGUAUUCUAAUGUUUAUGGCUCUCUGUGUUUUCUAGAUUUAUGUGAAAAUGUUGCUGAAGGUUUAACGGCAUUGCUUUAUUUCUUGGGGCUGUGUUUUAAAGAGAUCUUUCAGAUUUGCCCUUGGGUUCCUUCCUCAAAAAACAAAAUUGCUUAAAUGUGAUGGGCUAUGCUAAAGGCAGUGUUUUAGUUAGCCAAUUUUAAUCCUUUGUGCUCCGCGUUUUCUAAAAAGUGGAGCUUGCAAGUAUAAGGAAUGUAUACAAUGAUUAUCAUGAGCUCAGUAGGAAAACAGUGUAACCAUGUGAAUUGCUGUAAUCACACCGUCAUUUCAGUACUGCCACAAUCUCAGGAGAAGCCUUGGUGCUUUUCUACCCAUGCUGCAGCUGACUGUGCUUUUUGUUAUUAUGAAUCAUCAAGGGCACACUGACUGCGAGACAAUAUUAGGAGCAAUACUGUAGUCCAAGAGCUGUUCUGCAAAGAGCAUUUGCCAAUGGAAUUGCCAGAAUGGGGCAGACUCAUGCAAAGGACAUGGGUGCUGCUAGAGUGGAGUAGACAUGCCAUAUCCUAUACCCUUUCAAUCUGCAGCAUGUGUAGCUGUUGACAGAGCAAUUUUGCACCAACCCCAGACCUGGUGUAACAAAUUUCCCUCCCGCUGGUUCUCAUUUAAGCCUGUUGAGAUGCUGUACCCACUAGUCAUGAUUAUCUGCUUCUAAGGAUUUUGAAUUUAUCUGAAUAAUGUUGAUUAAUUUGAUGUACUUCUUUUAUACUGUGUAAAGGGUACAGUCCUGUUUAUUAUGCAUAUUUAAGCUUAUUGCCUACCAUGGGGUUAGGUACAGGAAUGCAGCCUUAGGUGGCUACUGUCAGUUACUGUUACCCAUUUAACUUAUUCAUUUCAUUUGUGCAGGAAGUCCUACUUCCACUUUUCUUUUUAUUUUGGCUAAUAUUAAUGAGCAUGAUGUAUCCAAACAAGAAAUAUGAUGAGGUGCCUGAUUCUGAUCUUUAUUCUGUGGAUCACUCCAGCAUCUCUGAGUUAAUUGUUGGCUACACACCAGCGAAUGAUGAGACAAGAAAAAUCAUGCACAAAAUGUCUGCAGAAUACUUUACAGAAGGUAUUGUGAGCUUUCAUUCUACUCUACUUCUUUUUUUGUUCCAUAAACGUGUUUUGCCUUUUCUCUUUGCAUUUACUUGGCAGAUGCAGUUAUCAGAAUGAUUGAUCGAGUACGUUUUCUGCAUGGAAGAGUGUUUCUCCUGUGUAAACACUACAUUCUCAAAGCCUUUGACUUCACAUUUUAGUCAUACUAUAAUCCUACACGACUACUGAAUCCCUCUUGCAUCCAGCUCAGCGACAUAUAAGGGCUCAGACAGACGUAUUUAAGGAGGAAGGUUUCUUUUCUCUCUCACUAGAAUCUUAUCUCCCAAUGUGCUGUUCUCCAUUGUUUCCCACUAUUCAACUUGUCAUUGAUGUUAGAAGACUGUCUCAGAGGCCCUGAAGAAUACAGCUUCCUACUAUACAGUGUUCUCAUUGCUGCGUACUAAGGGAGUUUUCACUUCUAUUCCUGUGCCACUGCCUGAAUCACAUUAACAAGCCACAUAGUAGUUAUACCUUCCAGAAACAAAGAAAACAAGUUCAAGAUUUGUCUUUCUCCUAUUGGAACAGUUGGGUGAAUAUCCCUCCAGGGACACUGGCAUCCUGAGUCUUAAGUGACCUGCCCCCAUGCCUUAUGUUACUUGAGAGCAAAAGAUCUGGGCUCUGCCAUUAUAUUUCCAGUUGCUUGAGUAGAAAACACUUGCACUUCAAUCACGAGGGGCUCGAAGCCCUAGUCUAUAGAAUCAGACCACGGAAAAAGUACUUUUCUAUUUUCGAAGCAUACAAUUGCUAGGCUCAUGUAUAGGACAUGAUAUUCAUAUGAGUUUACAAUUUUCACUUUGCUGUCUGUUGCUUUGAAUAACUUCAGGGGUUCCCAUGCUGCCUGAAAAGCUAGAGCUACCCUUUCCAGCACAUACUGGUAUUUGUAAAAACAAAAACAAAAAUGGCCUUCUAGGCUGUGGGCUAACAAAUGAGGCAGCAGCUAAUGUGCAGAAUUGUCCUGUUGAUAUAGAUGUCCAUAGUUGAGAGUAGCUAAGAGAGACUUUUAUAUUUUGCAGGAAUAAUUACAGAAGAAUUUCUGAGUGAGGAGGGAAUGCAAGAGGCUAAUCUUCGUAACCCUCGAAAAUUUGUGGGUAUAAUUUUCAAGGAUUCUAUGUCCUACCAUCUCAGAUUUCCUCCUGCAAAGGUUCCAGUAUCUGCAAUUUAUAUGGAAUCCAGAGGUAAUACCUGUAUGUAUGUAUGUGUACCCCUUAAUAAUAUUAUAGCUUUAGUCAUGGGAGCAACUUGCAACAGUAAUUUUCAAGACAGUUGUUUUUGGUUGAGCAACUGCUAAUCUUUUUGCUGAUGCCUUUUCUUUGUUAUUUUAUUGAAUGUAUUUUUUGAAGCUGCCUAGAGUGUUUAGGUAGAAGAGUACAUUAAGUAAGACAACUAAACCCACAUUUCUGUUCCCAGAGCAUAGAAUCACUGGGCAAAAUCUAGCUCGGUGACAAUAAAACAAAUUCAUAGGGUUUUGUCAUCAGAAUUUAUGUCAGCCUUUUUGCUUUUGGCUAAUUAACAGAGAAAGUUUAGGUUUCUCAUCUUAGAAUUUGUUUUUCCACAGCCAGUUGCCCAAGCCCUUCCAAGAUAUGUGAAGCUGAAACGUACUGGCGCAAUGGAUUCACUGCUCUACAGAUCAGUAUUGAUGCAGCAAUUAUACAGGUAAAUGCAAAGAAUGAGAAUGUGAAACGCCCUGAAUCAUUGUUGUUCAAGAAGAGUUGAUGUAUUAAAAGUCAUUGCACUUUCUUCCUUGCAUUGUAAGGCAUUUCACAUAAUGGAGGGCUUUUGCUCAAAUGAAUGGCAAUAACAUUUGCCUUCAUGGUGACUGUCAAUCAAGUGUAUAUGAUGAUUUCUAUAAAGAUAUCAAGGCCAAUGGUUAGCCAAAUAUAAAACGCUUUUUUCUGAGUAAUGCCAUAUAUGUCCACCCAAAUGGGUAUUGUGGAUAUACGUGCAAGCAACAUUAACUGUGGUAUGUGUUGGUAAAGUUGGUUAACUGGAUAUUUGCGAUAAGAUACAGCAGACAGGUAAGUGGAGAGUACCAUCAUAAGAAAUGAGAAAACAAGAGGUAUGGCACACUUGACUUACAAGAUAUGCAGAAACAUCAACCUAUAACUGAAACCAUUAGAGGAACAAGGAGAACCAAGAAUAAAAGGCUCUGUAUUACAUCAAGAAUUUUUUUCAACCAAUUAGAUGUUACUUAUCCCAAAUUUCUUGAGAAACUUGCAGAAGGGACAAAUGUAAUUUUUAAUUUUUUUAUGUAUUCAGUAAAAUCUCACCAAACAGAGGCAAAAGAGGUGGCCUUUGUUUCCCUUUCAAAAAAACAAACAAAAAACAAACACAUGAAAAUUAUAUUACAUGAAACAUUUACCCACAGGUAAAUGUUUCACAUAAUGCAAUUUUGCAUUCAUCACUCCACCAUAAUGUAAAAAACAACAUUUUGAAUUGGACAUGGAAACGACUGGAAGUCAAUAAACACAACGAAGCACUUGAGAAUCCCGCAGAACUCAAAAAGAACUUGCUUCUAAUGACUACACUGUAGGGGUGCUUGCUGAGCAUUUAUCAUUUUCGCUUGUGAAUGUAAUAUCCCAUGCCAGUUUUGGUUUGGUUUAGUUUUCAUGUGCUUGUCUCAUGAAGUUCUAUUUUGCUAUUUAGGUUAUUCUGCCUGAAAUUCAUUUUUUUAUUAAUUUAUUUUACUUCUUCUCUGCUCAAGAACCCCAACAUUCAUAGAGUGAAAUAGAUAAAGCAAACAAGCACAGUGGUGCCCGCAAGACGAACGCCUCGCAAGACGAAAAACCCGCUAGACGAAAGGGUUUUCCGUUUUGGAGCGCUCGCAAAAGCAAUUUCCCUAUGGGCUUGCUUCGCAAGACGAAAGCCCAUAGGGAAAUCUCCGAUCCCGCGAAGCCUGGGCGCGCUGAUCUCAGCGCGCGCAGGCUUCGGCAUGCCCGGCAACUCUCCGCGAGCAGCGGCAGCGCUGCCGCUGCUCGCGGAGAGGUCCGCGAAGCCUGGGCGCGCUGAUCUCAGCGCGCGCAGGCUUCGGCAUGCCCGGCAACUCUCCGCGAGCAGCGGCAGCGCUGCCGCUGCUCGCGGAGAGGUCCGCGAAGCCUGGGCGCGCUGAUCUCAGCGCGCGCAGGCUCGGCAUGCCGGCAACUCUCCGCGAGCAGCGGCAGGCGCUGCCGCUGCUCGCGGAGAGGUCCGCGAAGCCUGGGCGCGCUGAUCUCAGCGCGCGCAGGCUUCGGCAUGCCGGCAACUCUCCGCGAGCAGCGGCAGCGCUGCCGCUGCUCGCGGAGAGGUCCGCGAGCCUGGGCGCGCUGAUCUCAGCGCGCGCUGGCUGCGGCAGGCCGCCAACUCUCCGCGAGCAGCGGCAGCGCUGCCGCUGCUCGCGGAGAGGUCCGCGAAGCCUGGGCGCGCUGAUCUCAGCGCGCGCAGGCUUCGGCAUGCCGGCAACUCUCCGCGAGCAGCGGCAGUGCUGCCGCUGCUUGCGGAGAGGUCCGCGAAGCCUUGGCUGGACAGCUUUUGAAGGCAGGUGGGGGGACAAAGACUUUCGCCCCCGCCAGCCUUCAGAAGAGGUCCAGGACCUCUUCUGAAGGCUGGCGGGGGCAAAGUCUUUGUCCCCCUGCCUGCCUUCCCAGGGGCUUUAAAUUGCCCCGGACAGCGGAGAAGUCCUCCGCUGUCCUGGGGCAAUUUUAAAAUGCCGCCCGCCAGCAUUUUAAGAUCGCCCCGGACAGCGGAGAAGCCCUCCGCUGUCCCGGGGUUUUAAAAUGCUGGGGGUGGAAGAAAAGCCCUUGUCCCCCAGCCUUCAGAAGAGGUCGGGGGACAGACUGUCCCCGGACCUGGUCUGAAGUCGGUUUCCCUAGGAACGCAUUAAUUGAUUUUCAAUGCAUUCCUAUGGGAAACCGUGCAUCGCAAGACGAAAAACUCGCAAGAAGAAAAAACUUGCGGAACGAAUUAAUUUCGUCUUGCGAGGCACCACUGCAUUUAAGAAAUCAGUUUUGUGAAACUCAAAAACGUUUGAGUUCCAUGGGAUUUAGCUGAAUUACUAAACUAGGUUAAAGCACGCAUAUUGUUAUAUUUGUUUUAAUGAUUUUGGAAUUAAAGUUUACUUAAUAGGGGCAGCAUAGAAACUGAUUUUAACAUUCCCUUCCUUUUCUUUCUUUCUUUCUUUAGCUGAAGACUAAUCAUUCUCUAUUGGAAGACCUGAAACUAACAAACGCGGUCAUGAUGGGAGAGUCUGCCAUUAUGGAAAUAGACAAUUUCCCUCGUGCAAUCAUUUUAAUUUAUUUAGUAAUUGCCUUUUCCCCCUUUGGUUAUUAUUUGGCAAUUCAUAUCGUGGCAGAAAAGGAAAAGAAAUUGAAAGAAUUUUUAAUGAUCAUGGGUCUCCACGACACUGCCUUUUGGUAUGUAUGUGCCUUAGUUUUUUGAUGUUAAGUAAACAGAAUGGAUAGUAAUGCAAAGCCAAAACCUUGUUUUAGUGUGAUUGUGUAGGCUCUCAGAGAUGAGAUCAUAGCUGCUUUGCUCCUUCUAAUCCUUCUACUUUGAGCUGAGCCGUGGUUUGGCUUAUCGUGGUUUACAGCAUGUGGUUUGUCUGGAGGAGACUUACCUCAGGCAUUUCUCCUCCUCCUACCACAAACAUGGACAAACAGAUCACAAGGGCUUAGCUUACUCUCAAAGCCAUUGUUGAUUUUUCAUAUGCUGCCGUUAUUGAUAUAGAGAUGAGCUCUGCCAAAGGUUCCAAAAUGGAUCCAAUGGUGCCUGGUAAAGAAAAACCUAUUAUCCUAAUGAUGCUGCCACCCCCUUGCUCCAAGAGGCUUUGCAAAAUGUUUCCCCAGGCCAAGAUCUUGUACCUCAUUUCCAGAGGUCAACUAACACUUAGAUUGGGUACCAUUAUGUAGCCCUGGUCUUGGCAGGAGGGAGCAGCUUUGUAGUUCUGACUGUUGCAGUUCCUCUGUUGUGGAGAGGUCUGGAAAGGAAGCCUCUCUCCCCGCCCCUGCCCCCCUUCACUGUUGUUUCCCUUAUCUUGAGCCAGAGGAUGAGGAUGAUGAUAAUUUAUUAGUUAUACCCCGCCUAUCUGGCUGGGUUUCCCCAGCCACUCUGGGCGGCUUUCAACAAAAGAUUACAAAUACAAUAAAACAUCAGUCAUUAAAAACUUCCCUAAACAGGGCUGCCUUCAGAUGUCUUCUAAACAUCCAAUAGUUGUUUAUUUCUUUGACAUCUGAUGGGAGGGCGUUCCACAGGGCGGGUGCCACUACCGAGAAGUCCCCCUGCCUUGUUCCCUGUAACGUUGCUUCUCGCAGUGAGGGAACCACCAGAAGGCCCUUGGAGCUGGAUCUCAGUGUCCGGUUUGGACGAUGGGGGUGGAGACACUUGUUCAGGUAUACUGGGCCGACCCAGAUAGUUAGAAAAGGAUUAGAUACAUUGGUAGAAUUUCUGAGAUGGCUGUUUUGAAAGAGUUCAGAAGAAUUAUGUGCUUUAGAACCUUUUGGAUUAAAAUGUUAUUGAACUCAUUUCAGUAUCUGUGCCGCAAUGUGCUCCAUUCAUUAGAGAUUCACACGAGGGCUCAUUUUAGGGCCUUAUCACGUCGUGCAGCAUUGAGUAGCAUGUAUUGCAUUUGGCUUCAGUUUGUUGUUCUUCAUGGUCUCUGUGGAGUAUCACAACUGAAUUCUGCACCUAUGUUGAACAAGUUCAGGAUUUUCCUAGAACUACCCUUCUCUUUGGAAAGAGCGGUGAAUUGAGAGACAGGUCAAGCACCUUCCAGUUCGGUUCUCUUCUGGUUGUUCUUACAAUAACAGCAUUGAUAACUUCCCUCUAUCAGUUCCCUUACAGAAUUUCUUAUAACACAAUCCUUUACAUGUUUACUCAGAAGAAAGCCCAACUGUAUUCAGGUUUACCAACAGUAAUUUUGUUUUGUCUUGUUCCAGCCCCAGUUUGGUAGCCUACGUUCAAACCAUCCCAACAAUGAUGUAGAACCUUUUUGGCUUUAGAUGAAACGGAGAAAUGUUGCUGGGUGUCAAAAUCCCUGGCCCACCAUUUCCUGUGACUUCAUGUAGAUGCUAAAUAGUAUGAGGGACAAAAUAGGCCAGUGCCAAAGGGGUGAACGGUGGUCCACCCCCAACCACCUUCUGGGGACACUUCACCAAGCAGGACUGAAGCCACUGAAAAAUGGUGUCUCCAAGCCAGAUGUUAGCCAGAUGGCAAAGAAGGCUAUAAUGGCUGGUGGCAUAAAAAGCCACUGAGCAUUCUAGUAGAACUAAGAGGGACCCCAUUACUUCCCUGUCUAUUAUCUAGCGUAGAUAGUUGGCAAAGGCAAUUUUAGCCCCAAACUAUAUCAGAACCGAGAUUCGAAGGCUUUGGCCUUCCUAGAAAGUUCCCAACUUGCUCUUCUCAGGUACAGAAACCAGGUUUGAGACGUGCCCAGAUGACCAUUCAAAGGACUCACAGAAAAAGUAUCUUUAUCUGUACAGAUGACCUUGAAAUUCAUGAACUUUCAUUGUGUUUCUCCUCUUUCUAGGCUUUCUUGGGUCCUACUGUAUACCAGUCUGAUAUUUGUCAUGUCCCUUCUCAUGUCGGUCAUUGCAACAUUCUCUUCGCUCUUUCCCAAAAGUAGCAGCUUUGUGAUAUUUCUUCUUUUUUUCCUAUAUGGAAUAUCUUCCGUAAGUGUGUGUAUGUGUUCGUGCUCAUUGUCAGUAUAUUGAAAGUACUGUGUUUUGGAGUCCUUCUUGCUAUAUUGGCACAAAUGAUUUGUUUAUGAUGUGUUUUUUUCCUCUGCUGUGAAUGGCAGUAGGCACCCUACCUCUUUGACAUAAGAGGUCCCGAAUAGUUACAUUUGCUUAUACAUUUUGGCAGACAUUAUUUCUCAUUUGCUGUUGAAUGUAUUCAAAUGGCUACUUACCACAUAACCCUUCCCUGAUAUUAGAAUGAACUGCAUUACUUAUUCACUGCAGUCUUAUUUUAAGCUGGCAGCUUUUAAAGAGUUAUUAAUUAUCCAUUAGCCAAGGGUGCAGUUCAUCUUGGAAAAAUUACUGCUGAUUUUUAGUGGACCUGAUUAUUCUAGUAGUUUCUGAGUAUUUUAAGUCUUUUGACUUGUGAAUAAUUUAUUGCAGGCAUAGGCAAACUCGGCCCUCCAGAUGUUUUGGGACUACAACUCCCUAGCUAACAGGACCAGUGGUCAGGGAUGAUGGGAAUUGUAGCCCCAAAACAUCUGGAGGGCUGAGUUUGCCUAUGCCUGAUUUAUUGUUUCUUGAUGCUUGCAGGCAUUUAAAUAAAUCAAUGGUGGGUAGCAGAAUGCACUCUGUGGAUACGAAGAUUAAUUUAUUUACAAGUUUAUCAUCUGCACUCCCAUAAAAACAUAGCAAGGCAGAGUACAACAUACAGAUAACAUCAAUUGAAAACAUUACAGUAUUUUUCGCUCUAUAACACGCACCUGACCAUAACACGCACGUAGUUUUUAGAGGAGGAAAACAAGAAAAAAAUAUUCUAAACGAAACAGUGGAUGUAUGAUUUUUGUGGUUCAUGCUGUGGCCACAGACGUGAUCUGACGUGAGUUUGGGGUAGCCCAAUGCAAAAAUCCUGAGGAUCCAUGCUUUGUAACCACGUUUUUGCGCCAUUGCAGCCCCAUGAAACAGUGGGUGCGUGUGUGUUUUUUGGUGCAGGCUGUAGCCAUGGAUAUGCUAUGUGAUCUGAUGGUGAACUUGGGGUGACCCAGUGCAAAAAUCCUGAGGAUCCAUGUGGAUCAGUGCUUUGUAACCACGUUUUAAGUGGGGAGGGAAGGAAAAGCAUUCAAGGGACAAGGAGCACGUGUGGGGUGUGUGGAGAAGGAUAUUGCUAAUAAUGUAGAAGAGGGGUUUAAGGGAAGAAGGAACACGCGUGGGGUGUGUAGAGAAGGAUGCUGCUAAUGCAGGCGAGGGGUCUAAGGGGAAAAGGAACACGCAUGGGGUGUGUAGAGAAGGAUGCUGCUAAUAAUGCAGGAGAGGGGUUUAAGGGGAAAAGGAACAUGCGUGGGGUGUGUGGAGAAGGAUGCGGCUAAUAAUGCAGGCAAGGGGUCUAAGGGGAGAAGGAACACGCAUGGGGUGUGUAGAGAAGGAUGCUGCUAAUAAUGCAGGAGAGGGGUUUAAGGGGAAAAGGAACACGCAUGGGGUGUGUAGAGAAGGAUGCUGCUAAUAAUGCAGGAGAGGGGUUUAAGGGGAGAAGGAACACGCAUGGGGUGUGUGGAGAAGGAUGCUGCUAAUAAUGCAGGAGAGGGGUUUAAGGGGAGAAGGAACACGCAUGGGGUGUGUGGAGAAGGAUGCUGCUAAUGAUGCAGGAGAGGGGUUUAAGGGGAGAAGGAGCUCGCGUGGGGUGUGUGGAAAAGGAGCUUUUCGGCGAGCUGAGGGGGGAGGGAAAGAGCACUGUUGCUUUAAAGGAGCCAACCGGACAGCAGCCACUUACAGCAGUGUAAGCAGCUCCUUUCCUCUCCCGCUUUCCUCCUUCUCUCCCUCUUUGCUGCUUUACGCAGCUAAUGGCGAAUCCCCUGCAACCCAAGUCCUGCUCAGCGGAUCAGCUGAGACGCUGGGAGAAUCGUAAUUUCCCCCUCUCCCUCAUCCCGUGCCCUCCUGUCCCCAGCAGCCUUUUAAAAAACUUUUUUACUGGUUUUCACUGCGCUCGUGGCUCAGAGCCCUCCUGUGCCCUGCCGUCCCUCUGCAGCCUCAUUGCUCCGUUUAGAGAGCGCACGGACCUUUGCUAGCUGAGGCUGCAGCAGCUGUUGCUGGCUACGCGGCGCUUUUUCCGGCUCGCUAUGGCUCCCGUCUGUCCCUCCUCCCGUGUAAGCGGCUGCUGCCCGCUUUGCUGCCAUGGCUCUCCUUCCCUCCCUCCUCCUCGGCUCCUCCCCCUCCUCCUGGCUGUAAAGCAAGCAAAGCUAGAGCCGUGCAAAGCCCUGCAAGCGGCUCCCGCUUUGCUUGACUGACGGCAGCCAUGGCUCCGGUCGAGUGCAUUCACUCCGUAACACGCACAGGCAUUUUCCCUUACUUUCUAGGAGCAAAAAAGUGCGUGUUUUGGAGCGAAAAUUAUGGUACUUAAAAUGUACGAGUUCAAAUGAAAAAUCAUUUUGUAAAGUGCUGUCUAAACAAAACAGACAUCUAAAAGAAGGGAGGGAUUGUUCUUGCUGAAACUACUAGUAGAGAGGCCUAGUGAAGGCCAAUCAAGCAUCAUGGACAUAAGGAACCACCAGAAAUGGUCCAUUAGAGGAUUUCGGUGGGGCAAAAGGAAUGAGGUGGUCCCUAACUGGAAAAAGUUAUUUGAAAAGUCUGCUUGUUGAUUGUUGGCAGAUCUUAUUUUUAAGAAUAUAGUGUAUUCCAUAUCACUUUCUCUUAUCACUCUGGUCUCAUGGCCAAAAUGAGAUAAUGGAUGUUAACAUUGACUGUGUACACUCAUAAUGCUAAACUAUAAUUCAGUGCUAUGUGCAUGAGCAGAAAGGAAUUCAUGCAAAGUGAUAGCUACACUCUCUCGCUGCCUCCUGUGGGGCCAGGAGUUUUGGCUUUUCAGUUUCAGAACAAACAUCUUCAAACAAUGGGCUAUGAAGCUGGCUUGUUUAUCUAAUCACUGUCCAUUUCAAACCACGAUUCCUCGUUUGCAUGUCAUGACAAGCCACAAAUUGUCAAAAAUGAAAUGUAACUCUGGCAAAGUCCUUAGCACGCGACCCCAGGUUUUUGUGUGGGCUCCUUUCUGUUCAUGCACACAGCAAACAAUGGUUUAACACCAUGUGCAAAUUUAGCCAGCAUAUCAAAAGCUAUAACACUCUUAGGAAAAGGUCCUCAGGAUGAUGAAGCCAGUUGAUUUCUUGGAUCAGGUACAUUAUAGGUAUUAAGAGAGCAAUACGUUGUAAUUGUUCCAAAUUGUCCAAACAAAUUAUGAUUUCAGCAAUUUUAAUCGAGGUUUCUUGUGCACUGAAAUAAAUGUUCUGUUUCUGUUUAGGUUUUCUUUGCAUUUAUGCUGACUCCUCUCUUCAAAAAAUCAAAAUAUGUCGGUACGGUUGAAUUUCUGACCACCCUGGCUUUUGGUUUUGUGGGCCUGACAAUCGUCCUGCUGGAGGAUUUUCCAAAGUCAUAUGUCUGGUUACUAAGUCCUCUGUGUCAGUGCACAUUUUUGGUUGGUGUUGCACAGGUUAGUAAAGUUCCCUAUUUAAUCAGUGCUGGUAUAUGGGUUUCCAUGAGUAGUAACUUCACUAUGGCUUAAAUACAAGACAGGAUAAUAAGAUUUCACCUCAGUGUAAAAAAUGUGUGACACGGAGUUGUCAUUUCUUAAACUUGCAGUGAACAUGUUGCUUGUUUAUUAUCAAUGGUUUUCUCAUCAGCUAACAUUGGCAGAUAUUUUGGGGGGACCAGAGCCAGAAUAAAUCUGCAACCCACACCCAGCACUCUCUGGGAUGAGUAAACUUUGAAUAGCUGGAUCUUGGGCUCAGCCAGGGCUAUGCAAGCUGAAUUCCCUCAUCUUGGCUCAGCUGGAGAUAUGCCAGUAUAAGUCCCAUAGCCAGCUGAAACCUGCUGAAUUGAAGUCAGGUCAGGAUAAGUCCCGCCCCCCAAAGGGCAUUCUGUGGGUAUGGUAGGGGCAGGGCAGGGGAAGACUUAGCGCUAUUCUAAACUCCGUUCAGCUCAGUCACAUGACCUAGUCAAACUUGUAUUUUAAAGGCUUGUUUAAAGCCUGACAGCAGCCCCACUCCUGAAUGGAGUUUGGAAUAGGAUGUUCACAGACGCAUCCGGGAUUUCAACUAGUGUCCCAGGGGAAUUUCGGAAAAUCGGCCAAAUGUCAACAACUUCCCCCAAAAUAGCUCAACAAACCUGGCAUAUGUCCCAAAGCAUUUAUUUUUUUUUAUUCUGGGACAAAUUACACUGGCUUCCUGUCAUUUGCAUUGCUCUAAUUAGCCUUUUCCUUUUGCUGGUAUACAAACCAAUAAUAAUGUGUCUCCACAAUUAUUGAUGUAGGAGAAUUAAUGGUUUUUGUUUUUGUUUUGUUAUGUAUUUUGUGUUCUCAUUUUGUAUUUUUAUCUUGUGAAGUGCCCCGUGAUCUUCAGAUGAAGGGCAGUAUACAAAUUUAAAUCAUCAUCAUCGUAAUAGUCUUUAAGGUGCCAGAGGACUUAAGCAAAAAGAACAUAGAUAGCUCUCCGAAAGGAGGUUUCUGUUGUAAACAUUUGUACUAAGUGUACUGUUUUGCCGCUGUGAAAAUGUGACAGCUAACCUUUUCCCAAGAAAAGGUUAGGUUCACCACCCAUGCACUAUAUAAACCUUUCUCCUUCCAUGUUCUCAGUAACCUCAGCUGGAACCUGCUAGGGUCUGCAUUCCAGCAAAAUAGGUAGGACCAGAAUAAGUGCACAUUCACGCCCUUCUAUUCUCCUCUUCCCCUUCCUCUCUUAUGGAAAGCUAAGUAGAGACAGGCGAAUUGCCUGGCUUGGAUUUUCAGUCAUGGAAUGUGGGGGGUUGAGUGUGGCAUUGUAGCCUUUGUUGCUUGGGCUAGUGUGCUUGUUUACAUGCCUGCUUUCUUCACGGCACUGCAGCCCAAGAGGAGGCAGCCAAGGAAGCCAUGGGAAUUCGAGAAGUUGUGAAAUUGCACUCCCUACUCCCAAGAGGGACGCGGGUGGUGCUGUGGGUUAAACCACAGAGCCUAGGACUUGCCGAUUAGAACGUUGGCAGUUCGAAUCCCCGCAACAGGGUGAUCUCCCAUUGCUUGGUCCCUGCUCCUGCCAACCUAGCAGUUCGAAAGCACGUCAAAGUGCAAGUAGAUAAAUAGUACCACUCCGGCGGGAAGGUAAACAGCGUUUCCGUGCACUGCUCUGGUUCGCCAGAAGCGGCUUAGUCAUGCUGGCCACAUGACCCGGAAACUGUACGCUGGCUCCCUCAGCCAAUAAAGCGAGAUGAGAGCUGCAACCCCAGAGUCAGUCACGACUGGACCUAAUGGUCAGGGGUCCCUUUACCCUUUACCUUUACUCCCCACUCCCAGCUGUGGUAGAGGUAUUCUGGUCCCCUUUCCUCUUGUAUCAUUGCUAGGCUGACCAGAGUGGGCAUGGCUGGAGGUGAGGCCGCUGAGGUCUGGGUGAAAUGAUAUCAUGGUCACCAUUCCUGUUACAGGAGCAAUGUUUAAGCUCUCAUUUCCCAUGAAACAUCUAGGAGUCUUGGUUGACCACAAACUUGACAUGAGCCAACAGUGUGACGCGGCAGCUAAAAAAGCCAAUGCAAUUCUGGGCUGCAUCAAUAGGAGUAUAGCAUCUAGAUCAAGGGAAGUAAUAGUGCCACUGUAUUCUGCUCUGGUCAGACCUCACCUGGAGUACUGUGUCCAGUUCUGGGCACCACAGUUCAAGAAGGACACUGACAAACUGGAACGUGUCCAGAGGAGGGCAACCAAAGUGGUCAAAGGCCUGGAAACGAUGCCUUAUGAGGAACGGCUAAGGGAGCUGGGCAUGUUUAGCCUGGAGAAGAGGAGGCUAAGGGGUGAUAUGAUAGCCAUGUUCAAAUAUAUAAAAGGAUGUCACAUAGAGGAGGGAGAAAGGUUGUUUUCUCCUGCUCCAGAGAAGCGGACACGGAGCAAUGGAUCCAAACUACAAGAAAGAAGAUUCCACCUAAACAUUAGGAAGAACUUCCUGACAGUAAGAGCUGUUCGACAGUGGAAUUUGCUGCCAAGGAGUGUGGUGGAGUCUCCUUCUUUGGAGGUCUUUAAGCAGAGGCUUGACAACCAUAUGUCAGGAGUGAUCUGAUGGUAUUUCCUGCUUGGCAGGGGGUUGGACUCGAUGGCCCUUGUGGUCUCUUGUGGGAGUCAUAAAGCCACGGCAAAGGCUUGUAAUAUUGCAGGGUGCCCCCUGACCUCGGCUGACCAGCACUCUGAGCUUUACAAUGUAUUGGAAUGUAUUGACCUUAAAUGGAGUUGUGUUUCCUCUGGGCAGUGAUGACCUUAUAUGGUUUGUGGGUGGGUUAAAGCCAUGACCGGAUGUAGGUAAUGUGAGACAUUGGCAAACGGCCAUGCGGCUGGAGAGAGACAAAGGAUAAUAAAAAAGCUACGGGAGGAGAGAGAAGUUCGAAAGGAGCUGCUCAUACCAUCAUGAAAAUAUUGCUGGCUCUCUGUGUCUUUAUUUUAUGCUAAACUGCGCCAUUUGUAACGGCUGGCUCCGACAGUCUCUUCCAACUCUAUGAUUCUAUGAUUCUAUGUGCUUACUCUGUUCCCCACGGGAUGGCAUUCACUCUACCUGCAACCAUCAUUAAUGGUUCAUUUUGAAGCUCAUUGUUUCCUCUCAAAAAUGCAGGGUGUUGUGUGUCCAGUUUCACACAUUUAACAACUAUAACAUCAUCUUCUUCUUCUUCUCCUUCUUCUUCUUCAUCAUUUAUUUAUACCCCGCCCAUCUGGCUGGGUUUCCCCAGCCACUCUGGGCGGCUCCCAACAGAAUAUUAAAAACAUGAUAAAACAUCAAACAUUAAAAACUUCCCUAAACAGGGCUGCCUUGAUGGCCAGUUAGAAAAGUUCCCCUAAUAAUAUUAAAUAAAGUAAUUCUGUUCCAUAGAAUCUAUAACUUCUGUAGUCAGUCAGUUUUAUUGCACAUAGCCAAAAGCUGCUGCAAUGUACACAGAAUCAUUCAACAAUUAAAAGAAAAUACGCUGGAUUAAUACGCUGGAUUACUGUAACUUCUGUAUUUGUUUGCAGGUGAUGCAUCUGGAAGAUUAUGAAGAAGGAAGCAUUUUCUCAAAUUUAAGCCAUGGUCCUUACCCUCUAGUUAUUGCACUUUCACUAUUGGCCCUGGACAGCAUGCUUUAUCUACUCCUAGCACUUUACCUGGAUCAGGUGAUUCCAGGUAUGAUUGAUUUUAGCAUACACGCACGUAUGUGCUAAACAUUGCCUAACACAGCAUAAAGUUGGUAGCAUCUGGUAGGACAACAUCCUGUCAGUUCAAUGCCCACCUGUACAGGUGCUUCCCUGUUCUAAUAGUUAAGUAGGAAAUGGUUCAGUGGCUUAUCCCCAUCCUUCACAAGAGAGAAUGAGAAAGCAUAAAUAGGAUUCCACCCCUGGAUCUUGAGCCAGAGAUGCUCAUGGGUGAAAGAAGGAUUUAUAUGCACCACUAGUAUUGUGCAAUGCAAAGCAUUGUGCAGCUGCACAGACAACAGAUGUGUAUUCCCAAACAACUGCCUGAAGGCAUUCGACACAAAUGCACUACUGGAGGUAAGCUGCUGUGCCUGAUAAGUUGCCUGGGUGGGAAUCUGUUGUUACUAUUUGGAUGGGCUGGGGCCUUUGCACAUGCCCCAGAAUUAUGUGGUUCUUUUAGCUUUGCUUAGCAGGUGACUGUGCAGUGUCUACACUCUCGGUGCAAGUGCACAGAGGGGGCAAACCAUGGCAUAAACUGGUGGCCGUAAUUAAAAAGAGAUUGUUUGGGAAUUGAGAGGCAUGAGAACCCAGGACGUACGCUGACACCUAAUUAGGCACGUGAUCGUUUGCCAUCUGCCAACACCGGCAUGAGCCUCUGUUUGGUCUUCAUUAGCCCUGGCGAAAAGGAAAAGAACCUUCUUUUGAUUUACACUGUCAUGGUGGGGACUGAAUCAAUAGCCAUUUGCGUUUCCUAAGAUUGAACACCUUUACCUUCAGUUUCCUCUGCAUCUUAGAUCCAAAUAUAGCAUGGACUUGAGACAACUGAGUUCUGAUUGGUUGUUGCCAAUGGAGGCUGGUCCAUUAGGGCAAAUGGAGCUCUUCUCCACCAACUCAGUCUACCAUCAGCCAGUCCCCGUCCUCCCGCCUUACAGUCUGUCCUGGGGAUGGCACUGUGCCAACCUGCUGCUCCUUAGUCUCAGUGCUGUACUUGCAGAACUCAGCAGGGAGGAAGAUGGGGCAAGAGUGGAAUUAGUUGGCUCUGCCUGUCAUUGGCUCUGGCGCCACCUGCUGUUGACCUCCCUGUCUCCCGUCAUACCAAUCCCAAUGGGCACUACCCACCGCUGGUUUUUGCCUCUCGCUCUUACCCUCUAGGUUGGCCCAGUUUGUGGGGUGAAUUUGCAUGGCCAUAUUGCGAGAACGUAAAUAAAUUUGAAAUAACUUUCCCAGGCAGCUGUUCAAAAUGGUUCCAUAAAUACUUCCAAAUAUGUGUUCCUGUUGGGUUCAGAAAAGGCAAAUACUCUACACGUAUCUCCUGAUUCAUUUAAGCAGAGCAACUGGGCUUUAGUUAAUGCUGAUAACUGAAGGAGGUGCAUGCUCUGUAGUACUGACAAACUUUCCUUAAUCAAGGCCUAAACCCAGAAAAAACCUUACAGUUUUCUCAGCUAUCUAAAAAACCGGUAAGCCAUAAUUGGAAAUCAGUGAACAUAAAACCACCUAUCAUUCAUAUGCUUUGAUCAACCUGUAGUUAAUAUUUACAGGCCUUCCUCUCUCUUUUUUUUAUUUCUCAGGAGAAUAUGGACUGCGGAGAAACUUUUUUUUCUUCCUGAAACCAUCGUUUUGGUUAAAGCGAACUAGAAAUUAUAAUGAAUUGUAUGAGAGCAGCAUUAACGGGACCUUAGAUUUCAAUGAGAUAAUUGAACCGGUAUCCUCCGAAUUUCAGGGGAAAGAAGCUAUCAGGUAUGGACUGAUUAUGCUUCAUUCUAGCUUCUGUUGCUAAUGUCAGUUACUAAUACAUCAGGGCAUGGGACAUGGGUGGCACUGUGGUCGAAACUUCUGAUCCUCUUGAGCUUGCUGAUCAGAAGGUCAGCGGUUUGAAUCCCCCCGACGGGGUGAGCUUCCAUUGCUCUGUCCCAGCUCCUGCCAACCUAGCAAUUUGAAAGCAGCCAGUGCAAGUAGAUAAAUAGGUACUGCUGCAGUGGGAAGGUAAACGGCAUUUCCGCGCACUCUGGCACUGGUCACGGUGUUCUGUUGCGCCAGAAGCUGUUUAGUCAUGCUGGCCACAUGAACAGGAAAGCUGUCUGUGGACUAACGGCGGCUCCCUCGGCCUGAAAGCAAGAUGAGCCCCACACCCCAUAGUCCCCUUUGACUGGACUUAACCGUCCAGGGGUCCUUUACCUUUACCUUUUUUACAUCAGGCAAGUCUGAAGUAGCAGUGAUUUGAAUGUGCAGCUACUGCGAGUAGCAAUUAUUUGCAUGGUUCAACUAAUGCCGUGUAAGAAAUGUUAUGUAGUGGUUUCCACGUGUUACUGUGAACCAACUGUAGUUCUUUUGGAUAUUCAGAUCAGCUUUCUCUGCAAACCAAAGCAAGCAUUAUUUAUGGUAAAAUAAAUAUUGAUCCCUUUAUAUUGUUCACUUUUUAUCUUGCUAGGGAAAUUCUGCCAGAGUUCUGUGUUACCUUUUUUAAAAAAAAUAAAAAAAUAAAAUUAGCUUGUCUUCUUUCAGAAUCAACUGUGUACAGAAAACAUUUGUUAAGAAAGGUGAAACUGUCGAGGCUCUAAAAAGUAAGAAUUUCAUCCCUCUGCCACAAGUGGGAGUCCUUGUACUUCAGUUGCUGCUGUUUAUUAUAUAUGGACAGCAGAAUCAAUGACAUAGCACUUGAACAAGCUUCUCCUAAACCUCACUGAUUAUUAACUCUUAUGGUUGUUUAAAUAUAUUAACAUAUAUUAUAUUAAGUUGUGAUAGUUCCUUAAGGGUGAGUGGGACUGUACUCUGUAUGGCAUGGUUUCGAACAUUUAAUAAGAAGGCAUAUAGCAGCACUUUCUUACAGCUUUUAUCUCUGUCCCUCACUCCCACCCCAAAUCACUUCAUUCUUCUUUCCUUUCCUUUCCUUUUUUUAGGUUUAUCAUUUGACAUAUAUGAGGGUCAAAUAACAGCAUUACUUGGGCAUAGUGGAACAGGAAAAACAACCUUAAUGCACAUUCUUUGUGGAUUGUGUCCACCUUCUGAUGGUAAAUAUAAUCAAAAUAUGUCUAGUUUAUCUGAUCUGGGGGCUGGUAAAGAAAGAGUCUUUCUAGGAAGAAUUAAACAGGUGGAACUACUUGAUUUAGUUCAUAGAACAAUGAGUGCAGCAUGACUCCUGUGGAGGGCCUUCUCGGUAGUGGGUCCCUCCCUGUGGAACACCCUCCCUUCAGAUGUCAAGGGGAUAGAGAAUUACACAACAUUUGGAAGACAUCUGAAGGUAGCCUGUAUCGGGAGGUUUUAAAUGUUUGAUGUUUUUAUUGUGUUUUAGAUACGCUGUAAGCAACUCAGAGUGGCUGGGAAAACCCAGCUAGAUGAAUGGGAUAUAAAUAAUAAAACUAUUAUUAUUAUUAUUAUUAUUAUUAUUAUCCAGCUAAGUCCCUGCUGCAAUUCCAGUGGUCCACACUAACUAUUUUUUGUCUUAAGAUUUCUUUUCUGCAUCAUUGCCUAUCUUAAUUGUGUUUUUUCCCCAUUAGGUUUUGCAUCAAUCUAUGGAUACAGAGUUUCUGAAAUAGAUGAAAUGUUAGAAGCAAGAAGAAUAACUGGAGUUUGCCAACAGUUAGAUAUAUAUUUUGAUGUAUUAACAGUGCAAGAAAAUUUGUCAAUAGUUGCCUCAAUUAAGGGGAUACCCCCCAAUGAUAUGAUACAAGAGGUGAGUUAAUUGGAUGCAAGCUGCACAGUGCAUGCAAUCAUAUUUAAUUAAGGUCAACAUAUUAUAUUUAAUGUUUUCUAAGCAAGCUUGGUAGAUGUCCCAGUAAAUUGAGGUUACUUUUAAUCCUUAUUUUUAAAGGUCCAGAGAGUUUUACUAGAUUUGGAUAUGCAGCCCAUAAAAGAUAACCAAGCAAAAAAGUUAAGUGGAGGACAGAAAAGGAAGCUGUCAAUUGGAAUUGCGAUUCUUGGAGAUCCAAAGGUAAAUGGCAGCGGAACUGAAUGUCCAUAAUAUUUUGUCUUCCGCAUGCAAAAUAGAUGUUUCUUUGCCUUGCGUGCAACAGUUAAGUAUCUGUAAAAACAUUUUACAGUGCAUAUUCAUUAUUCCUGUUCGUUAUCCUAUUUCUGCUUUUAAAGUAAAAAUACAAAAUAGCCAAGUGUUGUGGUUUAUUGGAACUGACUGGGAUUUUUACAUCUGGUUCAGUUGCAAUAACGCUCUUGGUGAGAGCGCUGAAUCCUAACCAAUAGACCACCAAGGAACUCAAUAAUGCUCUUGGAAAUGUAUGUCCAUCUCUGUAUACCCAACUUGCCAAAAAACUUAUGUACACCUCCCCAUACAUCUAUCUUGAGACUGAGUGCUCUUGAGGGUCUAUUGUAUCUAGCACUAUUGUUGAGGGUCCUCUUUCAAAUCAUUUUUGGGCUGCAAAGUUCAGUAUUAAAGGAAAUAAGUUGGUAGCUUCCAGAAUUGUGGGGAGUAGAGGAAUAAGCAAUUGGGAGUUUUUCUCUCUCCCUCUAACAGCUUCCAGCUGACGAGCCCGGAACCUCAGCAGCUCAGCACUAUAAUGCUUUUUUCCUGUAGUGUUGACAACUGAAAUAUAGUGCUUGUGGAGCAUCCAAACUGAAAGGCACUCAAUCAGUUUGUCAUUAGAUGGAGCAAUGGGGAUGUGGGUGGUGUUGUGGUCUAAACCACUGAGCCUCUUGGGCUUCCAAUCAGAAGGUUGGCUGUGUCCCAGCUUCUACCAACCUAGGAGUUUGAAAGCAUACCAGUGCAAGUAGAUAAAUAGGUAUCACUGCGGCAGGAAGGUAAACGGUGUUUCUGUGCACUUUGGCUUCCAUCACAGUGUCCCGUUGUGCCAAAAGCGGUUUAGUCAUGGUGGCCACAUGACCCAGAAAGCUGUCUGCAGACAAACGCUGGCUCCCUUGGCCUGAAGCGAGAUGAGCGCCGCACCCCAUAGUCGCCUUUGGUUGGACUUAACUGUCCAGAGGUCCUUUACCUUUUUUACCUUUCAGAUGGAGCAAGUGGCUAUUACCUCUAGCAUGCUGAUAGCUCCCUGUUGUACGUUAGUGGUGCCAUUUUUGGUACCUAUCCCCCAGCACUCAGAAUUGAGAUAACUGUAUGAUGGUGGUGAGGAUAAGUGCCUGCCUUAUUGCUAAUAAUCUCACUGGCAAUUUGAAAUGAAUACCUAGAUAUUCAAUCUGUUGCUUUCCUUGGCCAAUAAUUCAGGUAUUACUCUUAGAUGAACCAACUGCUGGCAUGGACCCGUGCUCACGGCAUACGGUUUGGAACCUGUUGAAAAACGGAAAAGCUAAUCGCGUGACGGUGUUCAGUACCCAUUUCAUGGAUGAAGCAGACAUUCUUGCUGGCAAGUGCAAAACAUUUUGGGGGGGUCUUUGUUUGUUAAAUACGUGUUUGGCAAUAUGACCAGCUUUUUACUCCAUUGGUUAUUACUGUAUCAACUGGAAUAACUGACGGUAUCCUCUGCUUUUGUUUCUAGAUCGGAAAGCUGUGAUUUCUCAAGGAAUGCUGAAAUGCCUUGGCUCCUCUCUGUUCCUUAAAACAAAAUGGGGGAUUGGCUACCGCUUGAGGUAUCUGUAGUUCGAAAGCCUGUUUCACUGUGUGUGGUAAAGGCCACAGCCCAGCCCAGGGUUAGAUGCUAUUAAACCUAAUGAAGUCAAUAUAUUGCUGCUCACAGGGCCGGCCCAAGAUAUUUUGGCACCUGAGGCAAACCACAAAAUGGCAUGCCCCCUCCCACCCAGGGAAGAACGGGUGAGUGAAGAUCUACAUCAGAACAAAGAAGGGUGGAAUAAAGAUCUACCCUGGGAUCUGCUGCCUCUGUGUAUCCUGCCGCCUGAGGCAGUAACCUCACCUUGCCUCAUGGGUGGGCCGGCCCUGGCUGCUAAUAUUUCCUUUGGCUUUGUUGGAAUAUUAGAAAAUGGAUACAUACUUAUAGAUUUUGUUCUUCAGUUGGAUUAGGAAAAUACAAUUUCUCUUGUAAGUCGGCUUUCAGUAUGUUAUUAUUCCUAAUUGUUUCUAAAAACAAGCCUGAGGCUUGCUUUGUAAACAAAAAAUGCUUAUAUUUUGUGUUCCUCUCCCCCUUAGUAUGCACAUAGACAGGUACUGUAACACAGAAGGUACAGCAUCUUUGAUCAGACAACAUAUCCCUGGAGCCAGUUUGUUAAAGCAGACUGAAGAGCAGCUUGUGUAUGCCUUACCUUUUAAUGACAUGGACAAAUUUUCAGGUAUAACUUAACUGUCUAUUGAAAUUUCUAGUGAAUCACAUGGAUGGCUUUUUAAAAAUAAAUUGCUGACAUGGGAGGAAUUGGUUCAGAUUGGGACCCCAGUGCAGAGAAGCCUUAGCACUUUGCCCCACAUUGUUGUCCCAGUCUGGAUGACCCCCACCCCACUGAAUUGCACUGUGGAGGAAAGUUCCCAUUGGACUCUCUAGUUUGGCCUUUAUUUCAGGCUAUAUAGUCUUUGACUUACGUCCUGUUAUGUGGAACAAAGAUACAACAGUUAUUGUGGAAGAGGGCUGCUGACUCCCAACUCUUUCCCCCCAAAAUAGCAGUUCUGGAAAGUAAUAGGAAAGUUCCCUGCAAAAAAACCACCCCCCAAGGCUUCAAGCCUUAGACACAUUUUUGUCCCCUACAUGAAUGCAUUUCUGGACUACAACUCCCAUCAGCCCCAGCCAGCUUAGUCAGUGAUCAGGGAUGAUGGGAGUUGUAGUACAGAAAUAUCUGAAGAGCCACAGAUGUUGUGCACCCUCCCUUAAACAAUAGCGAUAACAAAAGCCGUGUUGCUGUUGUGCUAAGAACAACUUAAAGAAGUAAGAGAGCAUCAUUGCAAAGAAAUGUAUUUCCAAGCAUUAACUUAACUACUUCUUCUUACAGCACUGUUUGCUGAUCUAGACACUCACUCUCAUUUGGGUGUCAUUUCUUAUGGAGUAGCCAUGACGACUUUGGAGGAUGUGUUCCUCAAGCUGGAAGUCGAAGCUGAAAUCGACCAAGCGGGUGAGAAGCAACUGCAGUGCUUUCUCUAGUUUUCUAAAAUAAAACACCAUUAUUAUUUAAAUGUAGAUCUACCUUUCUGCCCAAAGAAGCCCAGUGCAGCAAAGAUGAUCAGUUUCAAGUUUAUUAAGGUUGUAUUUGCAACUGGUAAUGGUGUACGAGAUCCAAUUCUCGUGAUAUAUUUACAAUGGGAGAGAUCAUUAAGACUGUAGUUCCAACCAUAUUUAUUGGAAAGCUGCGCUGAACUCAUUGGGUCAUUCUAAUGCAAGGGCUAAUAUAUCGUUCUAGAGUUGUUUUUGAUUUUCAAGAUUCUGGUUCCAACAACGCCGCCCUCCAAAAACAAAGCGUUUUCUGUUUCCUCCUUUUAAGUAAUACCUCAUCCCUCUGGGCACAGUCCUGGCACUUGGCACUGCCAAAUUAAUGCAAAUCCCAGAGUAUAGUGUGGCAAACUUAAUUGUAGGGUGUUACUGACAACCACAGUAUAAGUGUGGACCCAAGCUUUAUAGAGCUGUGGUUUGAUCAGAGGGGAUCAAUUCUAAAUUGCCAACCUGUUCUACUCUUUCCCCCUUAGAUUUCAGUGUAUUUAACCCAGAGCAAGCUGAAGAGGAAAUGGAUGAGAAAUCUGUUGAUGAGUUAGAGCAGAGCCUACUACUGCUAUCUGAGACAAAAUCUUGUGCUGUGAGCAAUAAGUCUCUUUGGAAAAAGCAGGUCUUUACCAUGGCGAAAGUACACUUCCUUAACUUAAAACGAGAGGUUAAAUCAGUGGCAGCGGUGUAAGUAUUUCAGCUUCGCGUUCCAUAGAAUUGUAGACCUGGGAGGGACCUCAAGGGCAGGCUACUUCAACCCCCUACAAUGCAGGAGUCGCAGCUAAAGAAUCCCUGACAGAAGGGCAAGGUCCAACCUUUGUUUAAAACCUCCCAAUUUUUUCCCAGAGGGCGAAGCAUGUGGCGAAUGGAGCAUCACGCCACUCCCACUUCUCUUUAUAUAUGUUUAUUUGAUUAAAUGUUGGGAAGCAUUGGAAAUGGUAAGGUAAAAGGACCCCUGACCACUAGGUCCAGUCGCAGACAACUCUGGGGUUGCAGCGCUCAUCUCGCUUUACUGGCCGAGGGAGCCGGCAUUCGUCCGCAGACAGCUUCUGGGUCAUGUGGCCAGCAUGACUAAGCCGCUUCUGGCGAACCAGAGCAGCACACGGAAACCCCUUUUACCUUCCCACCGGAGCGGUACCUAUUUAUCUACUUGCAUUUUGACGUGCUUUCGAACUGCUAGGCUGGCAGGAGCUGGGACAGAGCAACGGGAGCUCACCCCAUCGCAGGGAUUCGAACCGCCGACCUUCUGAUCGGCAAGCCCUAGGCUCUGUGGUUUAGACCACAGCGCCACCCGCGUCCCACUUGGAAAUGGUGGGAGAACGGAAAACUUCUUGUUUACAAGUAGCAUUCGUUCCACAUGCCAAAUACAUACAUAACCUCUGGUUACGAACUUAAUUCAUUCCAGAGGUCCUUUCCUAACCUGAAACCGUUCUUAACCUGAGGUACCACUUUAGCUAAUGGGGCCUCCUGCUGCCUCUGCGCGAUUUCUGUUCUCAUCCUGAGGUAAAGUUCUUAACCUGAGGUACUACUUCUGGGUUAGCGGAGUCUGUAACCUGAAGUGUUUGUAACCCGAGGUACCACUGUAAUAGGGAUGGCAAACCUUAUUCAUCCCGAGGGCUGCAUCGCCAAACACAGCAUUUUCCCAGGAGUUGUGCUUACACAGGAAGUUGAUAGCUGCCCGUUGAUAGGCUGUUGGGGCGGGGAGUCUUUAAGGGGUGGAUAUAAGAGGAAAACCAGGGACAGUGUGCUUGUGGGCUGUGUUAAGAUGCUGGCCUGCUGGCAACUGUCUGAGAAUGUGGAUGAAGGAUAUGAUACCGUUCCUUUAGACAUGCCUUGUGUCUGUGUUUUGAUUGUUAAGUCGUUUCAGUGUUACAAACUCUAUAUCUGUUUUUCUAUCUAUCAUGGGUUUUUCUAAAAAAAAGAAAAGACUUGAACACCACAAAAGUCUCAAGUUAGGCUCUUCACUGAUCUAGAGAAAAGGAAUUCUUAAAUAGACUUACAUAUAAAUUGGAUCCGUUUUAAUUAUGCUUUUUCUUUCCUUUUUUUCAGAUUCUUGCUAUUCGCAGUGUUUCUUCUUAUUCAGAUUCUUAUGUUCCUUAUACACCAUUCCUUCAAAAACGCAGUGAUUCCUAUCAAACUCUCCCCAGAUUUAUAUUUUCUUAGGCCCAAUGAAACUCAUCACAAAUACAAAACCAGUCUCCUCAUUCAAAACUCUACAGGUAAGAUGUAUUUUAUAAUGUAUUUCAAUCACAAUUUUAAUACGUGCAUCUUUAUCAUAUUGUUUUAUUUUCUUAUUGUGAACUGCCUUGGAAUUAUUUUUUAAUGAAAGGUGGUAUGAAAAUGAUUUUUAAAUAAUUAAAAACAUCCAAGUUAUAAAAUACAAUUGAUUGUGAUGUACAGUGGAAAUAAAAGAAUAGUAUGUGUUAGUUCAGGUUGAAGAGUGGCUGGUGUGGAGCAUGGCUGGCAGGUGGCAAACUCAGUCCUCAAAAGCAGAAACAAAUCUGGGCAUUCACUCUCCUCCCAAUUCAUUUGCAAAUUGGACUGACAGACAUGUUUUGCACCAACAGCCAUUCUUCCCCCUGGUCCUGUUAGCUAAGAAUCAUGGGAGUUGUAGGCCAAAACAUCUGGAGGGCCGCAGGUUGGGGAUGCCUGGUUUAGGCAAAGCAUCUCUUGCUGCUGUAAUAGCUGCUGGUGGUGAAAAGGGGGAGUUAAUUUUUGUUUGUUUUAAAUGAAGAUUUCUGCCAUUAUUCUCAAAGGUGAGCAACCCCUUUAAAUCUUGCUACUGGGUUUCUGGGGGUUUUCCUGUUGUUAUUCUGUCUCUCACAGCUACAAUAAACCUACCAUUAAAAUUAUGGACUGGUCAUUUAUUCGUCAGAGGGCAAACGGGCAAAUUUAGCAGGGGAUUAAAUACUUUCUCCCCUCACUGUAUAUUCAACACAAAAAAACCAGCGACAAUUUGUUGUUGACAAAUGACAGCUGGACAUAUAAAGGGCCCCGUUACCUUCAGUAGCUUCGGGCCUCAUCAAAUCUAAAUCCAGCCUUGAUACUCGCGUAUCGUUCUCUUCAUUGUCUUUAACCUAGGAUCAAACAUUGACGACAUCCUCAGAUCUCUUAGGAGCCAGAAUAUUCUGACAGAGGUACUCAAUGGCAGUGACUACGGAUCAGCUGACUCCCAUGGAACAGCAUUGAAUGGUAGUGAUUACGUCUCAUUUGCUCCACAUAAUGCAGGAUUAAACGUGUUGCAUGAUGACAAGGUGAGAAGAAAUACUGGUCCUCUUGGGGUUAGAAACAGGAAGGCCUGCAGGGGGGAAAGCCAGAAAAAUGGGGGGGGCAGGGGUUUUUUCCGUUUUCUUCCAAAUGGGAACAAACAGCUUUGGGGGGGGAACCCUGUCCCCCCUAAUUUUCCCGGGGUUUUUUCCCAGGCCUUCUCCCAUCUCUGCUUGGGAUAUAGAGAGCUCAGGUAAACUGUUGCGCGUGUGGUUGCAAUAUGAUGGAGUUAACUUGCUGGAAGCCAAGUAGGCUGGGUCACUGCCUGGAUGGGUGGUUAUCUGAGAACCCUGUGUACAGGGCCCUGAAUUCUGGGAUGGAAGAAAUGUACUAAAUAUAAAGAAACAAUACUUUUAAUGCUUAUUUUUAGUGCAUAAAUGUUUAUUAAAUGUAUGAGUCACCUAUUCAAGUGACAUUCAGAACAUAAAAAACAGAUCCCUCCCCCGGUUGUAAGCGAUGGAUGAUUACUUCUAAGAAGUGGGAAAGAAUCCUACAAUAAGUCCCAAAUUAGAGCCAUUGCUUCUUGGAAUAAACACAGGGGAGUAACAUGGCUAAUCACUAUUUUUGCAGUGUGAUUUGACCACCAACCACCAUGCAGUUGCAUUAUAACAUUUAUCAAGGUGGGACUUGUAAUGUUGUGACAUGUUUUGUAAAAUCCUUUUAGAAGCACAUGAUAGAUACUCUAUAGUCUGAGGGCAUCCUUGCACAGAGGUAUUUGCAAGCCUGAUGUCCCAUAAGUAGUAUUAUCUGAGUCUUCUCAACGCUUUGUGAAACUGUGUACUUUUGAUUCUGGAAGCUAGUUUUUGCGUUAUAUUUUUUUUGCAGAACUACAUGUUUACAGUGGCUUUUAACCGUACAAUGGUACAUUCUUUACCUGUUAUGAUGAAUAUCAUUAGCAACUUGUACCUGCACAAUUUAAACGUAACUGAAAGGAUCCAUGUCUGGAGUAACCCUUUCUUUCAAGUAAGUGAAUGUAAAAACCCAAAGACUAAUAAUUGUAAAUUGAAGUGGUAAGGGAAAUGUAGGUGUGUUUUUUUCUUGGGGAUAAGCAAUCCCCCUGUUUUGCUCCUUUAUUCCAUUAUGGAUCCACUGCACUCCAGUCUGGUCCUGUAGAUGUAUGCUCAGUGGCAGAGCUUCAUGCUCCAGCAUCGGGGGGCGGAGAGCAGGCGGGGGCAGGGCUAGCGUGUGUCCUGGGGGUGUGGCAUGCCACCUGCAGGGGCAUGGCGCCCAGCACAGGCGGGGGGGCAGCCAUAAUGGCACCCCACUGGGAUCGUGCUCCCGGGGGCGAUGCACUCCCCCCGCACUCCUCUUCCUCCGCCAGUGUGUAUGCUAAGAACUGGGAAUGUCUACAACAUUAAUUCCACCCUCAUAUUUUUCUUGCUGCAGUUUCACCAUUUAUAUUUAUUCGAAUUAAGCACACGCACGCACACACACAUAUUUUCUUCUUCUUUGGCGAUCACUUGUAGCCGAGUAAGAUAGUCUUCCAUAAACACGGUUUUAACAAUGAGUCCAUAAGUGACUGUGGAGGCCAAUUCUGGAUCCACACGUCCUUCCACAGUGGGGACAUUGGUUUCCAGGCGGGAGUUGAUCACGGUGUGGAUUUGCCAAGCGUGCCUCCUCUUAGCACGUUUCUCCCUUGCGUCCUGAGUUCGAGUGUCUUCAAAGCCCAUGACACCUUUGGUAAAGGCUGUUCUCCAACUGGAGCGCUCGCAGGCCAGUGUUUCCCAAUUGUCAGUGAUUAUACUAUAUUUUUAAAGAUUUGCUUUGAGACAGUCUUUAAACCUCUUUUGUUGACCUCCAGCAUUACACUUUCCAUUUUUAAGUUUGGAAUAGAGUAGUUGCUUUAGAAGACGAUCAUCAGGUAUCCGCGCAACAUGACCUUCUUCCAGUACACUGACAUUAGUUUGCCUGUCUUCCCAAGUGAUGUGUAAAAUUUUUCGGAGACACCGUUGAUGGAAUCUUUCGAGGAGUUGGAGAUGGUGUUUAUAAGUGGUCCAUGUUUCACAAGCAUAUCACACAUGAGCACAGCCAACCAAACACAGCCAACCAUCUAGCUGUGUACGUGUGGCCUACAAAUGUGUGACAACCCUUCUACUGUAUACCUUUCCAGUCACUAGCAGUCAGCAAAAACAGGGUGUUGAUUGAGUCCAUUUGUGGACACCCCCCCCCCAUGUCUGCAGACAUAAAAUUAAUGUUCCAGGUGAUAUUUUUUUCCUUCUUACACUGAAAUCUUUUGACUUGCAGGAAAUUACUGACACAGUUUUCACAUUAGUUCUGUACUUUGAGGCUGUGUUACUAGGAGUCAUUGUAACUGGGAUGCCGCCGUAUUUUGCCAUGGAGAACGCAGAAAAUCACAAGGUAAUAUAUUUCAACCCCACAGUAUUUAGAAAAGGAACAUAAGUCUUAUUUACUGGUUCCCCCAAUCAUCUGGCCAAACAUGAUACAGUGGUGCCUCGCAAGACGAAAUUAAUUCGUUCUGCGAGUUUUUUCGUCUUGCGAAUUUUUCGUCUUGCGAAGCACGGUUUCCCAAAGUCUUCAAAAGCACCAAAGUCUUCAAAAACCUCAAAAAAGGCUACCACACCGCGUGCUAUGAGUUGCUCCUCGAAGUCACCCUGGGUAUUAACGGUUUUAAGAAAAAGGAAACAAGCUUGCGAAGCAAGCCCAUAGGGAAAUUCGUCUUGCGAAGCAAAUCAAAAAACGAAAAACUCUUUCGUCUUGCGAGGCAUUCGUCUUGCGAGGCAUUCGUCUUGCGAGGUACCACUGUAUGAUAUGAAUGAGUAGAUAAUCAGGCCAUCUAGUUGUCCUCAUGACCCACAUUAAUUGAUCUCACUUUGUAGUGUACUAAUCCAUAAUAUACACAAACAUAUUAUAUGAGGACCAGCGAAUAACAACCACUUUCUCCAGUAUUGUUUCAGGAUGGUACCAUUCAGCUAAUCAAUACUAAACUAACACAGUGCAGCCUGAGAACAUUUGUAGGGGCAAGUAUUGAGAACACAUUCCACCAACUCUGGUCACACCUAUCCAGUGCUUUUUUUCUGAGGGAGAGUGGAACGCAGGGGUAGGCAUGCCCCUAAACAUUUUGCGAAUCUAAGUUUGGCCUCAUUGAGGGGCAGUAUUUCAAUAUGAGUAGGAAAAUGAGAGUACGCCUAAACAUUUUUUUAAAAGGAAAAAAAAAGCACUGCGCCUAUCUAUUUCUUGGUCUGAUUUAAAGUGCCUAAAUGGUUUGGGGCCUCCACAUGUUGGAAUGUGAUGCGAGAAAAAUAAAAAAUUACCGGAGGGAUUUUUUUUUAAAAAAACCAAAUGAAAAAUAUCUUAGGCUGUGAAAUGCCUGUCUGUCUAGUACUUUUCACACUGAAUUUUGCAGAAACUUUUGUGUCAUCAGAAAAAUUAGCUUUGUGUAUGUUAGCUGCAGCAAAAAUACUUUUUUGCUAAAACACGGCUAACACAUCAUCUAUUAAUGAAAGGUUGGAGAAAAUUUGGGAGUUUGCUGCUAGGGCCAAAUUAACUCAUUACUUCACAUUUAGGCAACAGGAAGGUAUGAUAGCUUCAUAAUAAGAUGGCAUAGUUUUAUUGAAUAUAGCAAAAUUAAAUGAUUGUGGCCACAUGUAAUAAUAAAUCAGUUUGUAAUGCAAUUCAGAACAGAUACAAAUAGUUUUCAAUAUAAAUCAGUAGUUUUUCAGUUCUUCAGCAGGACAGUACCCUCUCUUUGUUGGUAGAGCCAGUGUGGGGUAAUGUUUAGAGUGUCGGACUAGGACCAGGGAAACCAGGGUUCAAAUCCCCACUUGGGCGUGAAACUCAGUGAGUGACCUUGGGCCAGUCAUUGCCUUUCAGCCUAACCUGCCUCAUAGAGUUGUUGUGAGGAUUAAGGAAGGAGGAGGGAGAACCAUGUACGCGACCUUGAAUUCCUUGGGUGGGGGGAAGGUGGGAUAGAAAUGCAAUAAAUAAAUAUUUGAUAAUGAUGAUAAUAAACAGUAUGAAUAAAUUAGUAGUAUGCGAUUUAUAAUAUCGCAAUUCAUUAUAGUUUUAAAAUUAAAAGAUGCUGCACGAAGUAAGUAUAUGCCCAUAUGUGUUUUUAAAAAAAUGGUUUGGGACCACGCUAACUGAAGACCCCUUGUACCUGCCUAGGCUUUAUGACCAGUCACUGAGGUCCUGGUCUCAGCAAUAAGAGAUGUUAGGUUAACAGAUUACCAGGGACAGAGCCUUUUCAGAAGUCAUUGGCAUUUGUAGACCAGGGAUUAAAUCUCCUUCUCUAACCAUAUAAAAUCCACACGCUGCUCUGGAGGAUUUUUAUUUAUCUUACGCGGGCUUCCCUCUCUCUCCGGCACCGAUGUAUCUGUCUUUCCUUCUUUGAGCUGAUCUCCACUUACUAUAUAGCUUUGUUACUAAAUAAGACUAUUCUUAUUUGAUCUGUGUUCAUUCAUCUCUUACUGGUGUUUUGGCUGCUGUACUUCAGUCCAGGAAGUUCUGGGCUUGCCGGAGGCAUCUUGUUGGUGAGAACAGAAUGCUAGACUUGAUGGGCAUCCAACAGGGUUUUUCUUACAUUCUUACAUUUCUGUGAUGUGCAUGAGCCGUUCAGCUCUGUUCAUCCCAAUCCAAAACUGCUGAAGAGCAGAAAUCUGGUUAGGCUAAUCUGGUUAGGCUUGGUGCCAUUUUCCAUGUUUGACAUGUAUUUUAAUGUGUUUUGCAGAUCAAAGUCUACACUCAACUUAAGAUCUCAGGUCUUUAUCCAUCUGCAUACUGGUGUGGACAGGCGCUAGUUGACAUUCCUUUAUUUUAUAUUAUUCUCCUCCUCAUGAUGGGUAGCUUAUUUGUAUUUCACCAUGGAGUUUAUUUUUUCCCUGAAAAGUUUAUUGCUGUGGUAAGUUUUGCUUAAUUUCAAAUAAAUAUCCUGUAUUUUACUCAUUCUUUGUUGUUGUUGUUAAUAUAUUUCGGUUAUUAACCCACUUCUCAAAGGUGGAGACAAGAUCAAAAAUACCUAAAUCUUAAUUCCUACUAAAAUAGAAAACAAUGAUACCACUUAGCCCCUCAUACUGGUUUCACUAUGGCAGUAAAAAUCCAGCACAGAUGCAAACAUCUGAGUGCUUCCCAAACAUUCAGUUUUUGUACUGUCUUGGUAUGCAGGUGCUGUAAACAUAAGAAUUAUUUCCAUCUCUUUAAAGUUUUUUUCUGGCUCAUGGCUUUUAAGGAUUUGUAUGCCAGUUCCAAUCCAACAUGGCAAAGUAUGUCUGAAAAUGACAGUAGAGAUACAACAGUGCAGCUGUGAAUUUGCUUUCUAGUAGCUACUCCCAUUAGGGUAUGGGCUGCUGCUUUCUUCAUGCAGAUUCAUGGGCAAUUUUGAGCAAAGCGCAUAUUUUUACUGAUAAAAAGUAAGAACAUCAUCAGUGUACGCCAGCGUGGUGUAGUGGUUAAGAGCGGUGGACUCGUAAUCUGGUGAAUCGGGUUCGCGUCUCCGCUCCUCCACAUGCAGCUGCUGGGUGACCUUGGGCUUGUCACACUUCUCUGAAGUCUCUUAGCCUCACUCACCUCUUACAGAGUGUUUGUUGUGGGGGAGGAAGGGAAAGGAGAUGGUUGGCCGCUUUGAGACUCCUUAAGGGGAGUAAAAGGCAGGGUAUCAAGUCCAAACUCUGAUUCUUCUUCUUCUCCCUCCCCUGUUUCCCUUAUCAAGCGGCCAUAGUACAAAUGUGACCAGCCAUUUUCGGUAAAAAGUGGUCUGUGUUUUCCUUUAUCACAUGGACCCAAAAUCCUUCCCUCCUUCUGAAGUCUCCAUGUGCAGGCUAUAAUCCUGUGUAGCCUGCAAGUCCAGUCCUGGACAGGAGCAGGGCUAUUGGCUUAAGGUCUGUGAGGCAAACAUGAACAAAAUAACAGAAGGGGGAACUUAAAGGACAUCAUUGAGCCCUGUAGGGAUUCCCUGCUCAGGGGUUUAGGGGAGCAGGGAUUGCCUUAGUUUCUUAACUGCUGUUACCUAUUUCCACCUCGGAACAUGUUUUAAUUAACACUAAUAACUUUCCUUUCCUUACAGAUUUUUUGCCUCAUUGGCUACGUACCAUCAGUAGUUCUGUUCAAUUAUGUUGUCUCCUUCACCUUUAAAACGAUUCAAAACACCAAAGAAUUUUGGUCAUUCAUUUUUUCAGUGGUAAGUUUAAUGGUUGUGUUGAAGUUGCCUUUCCUGCUUACUUUGCAAUAAGUAUUGUAUCAGUUACAUUCCCCCCCAGUAAUUUGGAUGUGGCCCAGUCCUGCAAGCACACAAACCCUGUUUAGGUGUUUGGCAGCCUUGGCUACCAAAUGCAGGAUAGGACUACCAAGAAUACGUGGAGCGGCCAUGUCCUCUGGAUGGUGACACUGGCCAUGCCUUCCCUCCACAGCCUCAGAGGUAUGCACACACGGUUUCCUCCAUGAGAACGGGAAGCCGGUUGUUGAAAGUCCAAGUCUUUCUUUUAAUUUCUUUUCCCUUUCAGGCAGCCUUGGUUUGUUCUGUUGUCAUCGAAAUAGCGUUUUUUAUGGUGUACUACACAACAGCGGCCGUCCUUCACACCUGUUUUUCUGUCUUCAUUCCAAUCUAUCCCCUUAUUGGGUGCCUCAUUUCUUUUAUAAAGGUAAGUUUUCAAGGAACUGAAAUAAGGAUAUGUUCUGCUUGUGGUGUGUCCUAGGGGAGGGAAUAUAUUAAACUGCAAUGUGAGUGCAGGAUAAAGACAUAUCCAAUAGUAUUAUGUGGGUUAGCUCCUUCCUCUGAUACCCACUACAAAAUAAGGGUAGACCUUUUUCAAAGAGCAUCAUGGAGGUUGCCUGGGCAAGAGGAACGAUGUGAAGAGGGGCAGUUUCUCCUUUCACUAACAGGAAGAGUGGAAGAGGAAACUUACUGAGGCGAUAUCCCCAACCAUAGCAGCCUCUGAAGUAAGAGACUGGCAUUGUAUUAAUGUAUGCAGUAGUACCAACCUUAUUAUAUGCUUGUGAAACAUGGAUCACUUAUAAAUGCCACCUCCAACUCCUCGAAAGAUUCCAUCAACGGUGUGCCCAAAAAAUUUUACACAUCACUUGGGAAGACAGGCGAACUAAUAUCAGUGUACUGGAAGAAGCAGAGAUCACCAGUGUUGAAGCAAUGAUUCUUCAACAUCAAGUUUGUUGGACUGGUCAUGUUGUGCGGAUGCCUGAUGAUCUUCCAAAGCAACUACUCUAUUCCGAACUUGAAAAUAGAAAACGUAAUGCUGGUGGUCAACAAAAGAGGUUUAAAGAGUGUCUCAAGGCAAAUCUUAAAAAAUAUAGUAUAAACACUGACAACUGGGAAACACUGGCCUGCGAGCACUCCAGUUGGAGAACAGCCUUUACCAAAGGUGCCGUGGGCUUUGAUGACACUCAAACUCAGGACGCAAGGGAGAAAUGUGCUAAGAGGAAGGCACGCAUGGGCAAAUCCACACCGUGAUCAACUCCUGCCCGGAAACCAAUGUCCCCACUUUGGAAGGACAUGUGGAUCCAGAAUUGGCCUCAUUGUUAAAACCAUGUUUAUGGAAGACAAUCUUACUCAGCUACGAGUGACCGCCGAAGAAGAAGAAGAAGAAGAAUCGUGCAUUUUAGUCACAGGCAAUUAUGGGAGCUCCCUUUUACCGUGUCAUUUUUAAGCAUCAUGAAAACUUUGAUAAUAUUUAUCUUUGAAAUAUUCUUGUUAUAUUUAAAAAGGAGGGGAAGCAUUUAAACAGCAUGGUUACAAUCCAGAAGAGACAUCCCAUUGGAAUAAACUGGUAUUUUUAGUUUAUGGUAUCUUUAAUAGUGGUAUUAACUGUAUUGAUUCACUAUAAUUCAGAAGAAAAGUUUUAUCACUCUUUGGGAAAGCAUGCAGAUUUUCUGAAUUGCAGUGUUAAAAUUAAAAUUGGCAUCAUCUGCAAAAUACAUUGAAAAGAGUUGUAUGAAUAACUAUUUGUUAUCUUGUUAGAUAGCCCGGAAACUUGAUAACAAGAUGGAAAGGAAUUCAGAAAGAUUACUGGUUUCAGUAGUAGCGGUAAGCAUGCUGUUUUUCUUUUGCUAUUCGGGGGAUCGGCUAUUUGGUUACAUUUUGGAGAGUAAUUAUUGUUACUGUUUAUCAUUUGUGCAAACCCAUCAUAUUAUUGUGUGCUUAACUUUUUUGUUGUUGUUUACAUGCAGUAUUCUAACAUCAAGUAGUAUAGUUUCACCUUUUCAAUCAGAGGGCAUGUGGUGUUUGUUCCAGACAAUCCUGGAAGUCAGUGUGCCCAUAGAUUACUUGGGUUUUUGUAAGAUUCCAGUUGAACUAUUGCAAUGCUUUAUAAAGUGGGAUUUCUUGAAAAAGCAUUCAGAAAUUUGGACUAGUGUAGACUGUGGCAGAUUAUUGACUGGAAUUCACCACAGGGAACAUAUUACCAGAAUGCUGAAUGAUUUUCUUAAGACUUCCAUUCAGUUUCCGGGUACCAUUCAAAGUGUUAGUUUUAACUUUCAGUGGCGAGUCUAGAACUUUAAUGGCCAACUUCUCUUAUGUGAGAGCUCUAUAAUUUAAGAGCUUCAACUGAGGCCCUACUUUGAGCGCCUCUGUCGUUGGAACUUAGGCAAGUGCCUGCAGAAGAGAAUUGGCACCCCAAUUAUGUAGUUUCUUUUCUACACUGCAGUCGAACGCAUUGUUAUCUUUUAAAGUCCUGUGUGUCUAUCCUGAUUGCCCAUGUUUUACUAGAGCUCUUAAUAUUUAUUAUCUGGUCUUUACUUGGUUUCUUAAUUGUCCGGUUUUAAUUCUGAUUUUAUGAGAAAUAUAUUUUUUUUACAUAAAUAAUUUAAUCUACAGGUGGGUCCAGAAAGUGCAAUGACAGAGUGAAAGAUGCUCCAUCAGAAUAAUUUUACUUUUACGGUGUUUUCCUAAAUACUCCUAGCAUUUUCCAUGCCUAUAAAACUGAAUGAAAAAGGCAAAUCGCCCAGAAUAUUUAUGCCACAUUCUAUAUCGCCUUACUAUCAUUCAGAUUGAUACUAUUUAAAAGUAGGAGGUUGUAUCCAACCAAGUUCUACUAAGAGCAGAUCUGUUAAAAUGAAUGUACCCAGGUUAGUCAUGUCCAGCAAUUUCAAGGGGUCUCUUCUGAGUAAGACUUAAACUGGAGACAUCCCAGUGAAUUAUUCCACUUGUGAACUUGUCUUCAGACUUGGAGAAAGGGAGGGAAGAACUUCACGAGAGUGGUUGGUAGCAACAAAACCAAAAACUUCACUCCUCCAUUCUUCAUAAAAAUGUGACCAACUGAACCACCUUUUCAAAUAACAAUUAGGAUGCUAUCCUUCAUUCUGGGCAGUGUAAUUCAGAAAGAUUAUUUCACGCUUAAGGCUGCUGCUUGAAAAAUCAAUCCGAGGGUUCAGAGGUCUCACCUGAGGUCUCAUACUUAGGAAUGAUUGAACCUUUGUUGAUGCAAGAGGCCUUGUUUCCAGUGCCAACAUAAGAACAGCCAUUUUGCCUGACCCUGUCACCACUGUGGCAUGUAAGUGCUGCUCAAAACGGUAUUUAGAAGGGACAGGGUGAGACAAACCUACUUAUUUCUUAAAUAAAACAAUAGUAUUUAUUUUAUUGAUCUUUGAUCAAAACAUUUGAAGGUCACCUUUUAGAACCUGGUCCUUUUAGGCUGCUUAAACAAAUCAGCCUACAGAUGGAUACAGAAAAAAAUGAAACCAUGGAGUGUAACACUCUCCCUCAAUCUAUAAUUUUAGGUGGUGUACCCACCAUGUCUUCAAAGGGCAUUUGAAACACAUUCUUUCCCUCACAGAAUUUUGGGCAUUGUAGUUUACUGCCCACAGAGUUACGAUUCCCAGCUACCUUUAACAAACCACAGUGCCUGGAAUUCGGGGGGCGGGGAUGUGCUUCAAAUGUGCUUUAUAUGUUUAGUGUGUACCACAGUUUUACAUUACACUGUAGAACGGGAGGAGUGUUAAUAAAUGUUCAGAUCCUGAAGUUCAGUUGAAACCCAGAAGAAGACAUGUAAGAAUACCGUGGGAGACCUCAUAUCAGGAAAUAUAUCUAGUUGUUUUGGACUAGUCUCCAUGAGCCCCAGCCAGCAUAACCAAUAGUCAGGGAUGAAAUGAAUUGUAGUACAAAACAAGCAUUCUGUGAAUGAUGAAGAAAAUCAGAAACCUCUUUCAUGAGGGGGAAACGUUCAAGAAAUUAAGAGAACAGAUUUCAGCAGAUUACAAUUAGGAAGACUGUGAUUUCCAGAUUGAACAUUUUUUAAAAUAGAACUUUAAAAAAAAAAAAAAUCACCACAGAGCCUGCAACCUUAUCAUAAAGGUUUGCACUAAAUGUGUCUGCCUGCCAGUGCCAUAGUCUCAUAACCAUACACAAUACCAUGGAUUAUAAAUAUAGGAGUACAGCAAUUGGCAUGCCCCAUUCUAUAAAUUCAUGUUUACGUUUCAGUAAACUUGCAGUUACAAAUACAAAUCAGCACUGGACCAAAGCUGUUUCAAUUAAUAUACUUUUUUCCUUUCUUCAAUUUAGCCUUAUUUGCAAUGUGUAAUUUGGCUCUUCCUUCUACGAUAUCUUGAGGUGAAGUGUGGAGGCAAAUCGUUGAGAGAAGACCCAUUUUUCAGGUUGGUUUGUCUUUGAAGUAGCAGUGUUCAGAACAGUGUGUACCAACCGAAAGAAUCAGCACAGAUCGAUGCAGAGGCUGAGAUCCAAACCUGAUUUCAGGAUGAUAUUAUUAGUUGUAUUCAUAUUAGUAUUAUUUGCACUUAUUAGCCACUUUUCUUACAAAAUACAGUGGUACCUCGGGUUACAUAUGCUUCAGGUUACAAACUCCGCUAACCUAGAAAUAGUACCUCGGGUUAAGAACUUUGCUUCAGGAUGAGAAGAGAAAUUGUGCUCCGGCGGCGUGGCGGCAGCAGGCGGCCCCAUUAGCUAAAGUGGUGCUUCAGGUUAAGAACAGUUUCAGGUUAAGAACGCACCUCCGGAACAAAUUAAGUACUUAACCUGAGGUACCACUGUAGUUCAAAGAUUAAAAUCAAUAUAAAACCAAAGCAGAAAAAAACCCAUUCAUAUGUAUUAAAAGCCCUUUCAUUUCACCACUCAUUGGAUGCUGAACACAAGGUUUAAGUUCAUGUGAGGAGAGGCGGUCCUUAAAGUAUUGAGCCACAUAAGACUGGAAGCUUGAUAGGCCCAAAACCAGCACUUUGAAUUGAGCCCAGAAGCUAAUUGGUAGCCAGUGUCAUCAUGCCGGAAUUUUUAUAUGCUUGGACUGACUUGCUCCCAUUCAGCUCCCAGCUGCAGUUUCGGAACUGUCUUCAAAGGCAUCCCCCUCCCUAUAUAAUGCAUUGCAGUAACCUAAACUAGAGGUUACCAACGUAAACAACAGAAUUUAGACUGUCCCAGUCCCAGUCAAGAUAGGGGCACAGCUGGGCCAGCGGUCAAAGCAGAUAGAUAGCCCUUGGUGCCACUGAGGCCCCUUGAGCUUCAAGCAACAGUAAUGGUUGCCAGAAGCUAUGUAGCUGCUCCUUCAAGGGGAGUGUAACCCCAUCCAGAGAAGACCACGUCCUCUUCAUCUGGUCUAACAUUUAACCCUAGCAGUCAUGUCUGGAUUAGGUUCCAGUUUAUUGACUCUCAUCCAGUCCAUUACAGAGGUAAGACGUCAGUGCAGCACAUUCACUGCUAUGCCUGCAGAUGUAAAGGAGUAGGGCUGGGUGUCACCAGCGUAUUGCUCACGGUGUACUGCAAAACUCCUGGUGACCCCACUCAGUGGUUUCAUGUUGGUGUUAAGCAGCACGGGGGAUAAAACUGAACCUUGCAGAACCCCACACUGAAGGCUCCAUGGAGCUGGACAGUUGACUCCCCAAGCACCAUCCUUGGCUGUUGCUCCUCUUCAAGCCAGUAGUAGAUGAAUCACAGAAUCUCGGCACUUGGGGACCCUCUUCUGUUGCUUACUGCCAGUUCUGCCGCAGUGAUGCAUCGGAUAGGGACAUACCAGCAGGGUUGCAUGUAUGGAACUUUCCAUAUUAUGGACUGGCCUGUUGAGCUGAUGGCAUUACAGUGGUACCUCCGGUUGCAGACGGGAUCUGUUCCGGAGGUCCGGCCGGAUCCCGAGGCUUUCGCAACCGGAGGACCGCUUCUGCACAUGCGCGCGCAGCAAAACCCAGUAAAAUACUUCCGGGUUUGCCGCUUUUGUGUCCCGAAGUUUACGUAAACAGAGGUACUACUGUAUUUCUGUUAGUGCUAUGUAUCCAGAGGUCCCAUGAGCAGAGUUUAACAUAUUUUCCUACCUUCAGAACUCCCGUGAAAGUGAAGCCCUGGAAGUUCCCAGAUGUGCCACAUAAUGAAGAUGAGGAUGAAGAUGUUAUGGCUGAGAGGUUGAGGGUUAAGGAGAUGACAACCUGCCAGAGCUGUGAGGAGGUAAGUCUUUCCCUUCAGUGAAAAAUCACACUCCCUAGUUUGCACCCAAUGAUGUGCUAAGAUUUAGGGAAGCUGGAAGUCUUUCUCCUGGCCGCACAGGAGGAAGACAGGUGAGUGAGGAGUAGAUGAGCCUGAGGCUUCUGCUUAACCUCAGGCUCACAUGUUUGUGCCUUAGGCUCGUGUGUUCCUGCACAUCACAUUUAACCAAGGUUUGCUAAUCCUCACUUCAGUGAGCUAAUUCACCCCGAUAUUGUUUUCUGCUGAUUUCGGUGAUGGUGAUGUAAAGAACAGAAAUUAAAUUAGACACAGCACUGGGGGGGGAUGGAGCUCAGUGCUCGGAUGGAUUAUUUUUAAUUUUUUUUGCAUUAUAUAAUCUCAUUCAGUAUUCAACUCUAUCAUCUUUUGUUUUAUUAGAAACCAGCAGUUUUGGUCAGUAAUUUGCAUAAAGAGUACGAUGAAAAGAAAGAUUUUCUUCUUGGAAGGAAAAUAAAGAAAGUGGCAACAAACCAUGUCUCUCUUUGCGUAAAAAAAGGUUUGAGUUAAAUUGUUUACUACGGAAUCAAUACUCUUUUUUAGAAAAUACAACACACCCUCUUGUGAGGCACAACUGCAGGUGCUCUUUCUUUUUAUUUCAGGGGAAAUUCUGGGACUGUUGGGCCCCAAUGGAGCUGGGAAGAGCACACUCAUUAAUAUAUUGGUGGGAGAAGUCGAACCAACUUCAGGCCAGGUAUUUAAAUGCAACCUAAACUGUCUGCUCACUCUUUUCUUUUGUUAGAUCAUUUAUUAAUUUUCCAAUAAAAGACAUCCAAUUAAAAUAUCAAAUCAUAAUCCAAUAAAAAAAAUAAAAUAAAAUAAAAGAGGUCGGAUUAUCUUCCGAAUUGUAAUUUUUAAUUUUACGACUUCCCAUAGUCUGAACCUAAAAGCAUGUCCAAAUCUCAGUCCUGCCUCUCGUCGAUAUUUCCAUAUUUCCACAUCUCGAUUUUAUCUCUCCAUGCUCACUCUUCCUUCUGAGUUUUAUUGUGUUCACCAUUACAGUUCUCUUUUAAUUAAAAGAAGAAGAAGAAGUUUCAUAGCUCAGGCAGUGGUCCCUCUUUCUAGAUUGAAGAAACUUAUAUUUCAUACAGAAACUACCUACAGUUUACGGCUUGAUUUCAGAAUGAAUUGUCCAUGCAGCACUCUGCUCACGCUACACCCUGCAUUGAGUCGCUUAAGAGCAGUAGCUCCAACGCCAGUCUUCCUUCUGCCACAACAGCAGUGUGGCUCACUAGGAAGCGUGAUCUGACACACCAGCCAGCCAGAACAAAAAGCGUACAGAAAGAGAGAGAGAGAGAGAGAUUGUGGUGGGCUGACAGAGAAAGAAGGGGGAUUGUCAGAGAGCAUGGGGUGUGUGAAGUGUCCCUUUUCUUCAGAAGCUCAGUGUGCUGAUACUGGUACAGCUGUUGGUUUUCAUUUGCGCUGAAAAGGGCCAUACAAAACUGAAAUGGUUGAGCUGAACAAAACAGUGUUACGAGUUACAAACAGACUCACGCUCACCUUGAUUCUGGCAACAUUCCAGUAGAAACUAAAGAUAGGAAAAAUGGGUUCCCCUCGUGCAUAUAACACUUUAUAAAGUCAGAAAUAGGCUCGUAGGAGGGUUGGAACUUGCCCAGCUUCCUUAGGAUUAUCAUUUAUCAGUAAGACAAAAACUCUUCAGAUAGUAUUUCUUGCCAUUGUUUUAAUUUAGCUCUUCCUAUUGUUCAGUAUUUCCUUGCAAACUUUAUGUAGGAAUUUUAAAACCAUAGACUGUGUAGUUUAUUUUUAUGUACACCAUAUUGGAAUGCUAAUUAUUAAUCGGUAUAGAAAUGUUUUAAAUAAAUACAUUAACAAUAAUAAUGACAACAACAAGGUGAAAAUGUUAACUAAGGAUUGGUAUAUCCACAGGUGCUGAUGGGAGAUUAUUCCUUAGGUGAGAAUAAUGAGGAUAGCUCCAUGAGAUUUGUGGGAUACUGUCCUCAGACAAACCCACUCUGGCCUGAUAUUACAUUGCAGGAGCAUUUUGAAAUUUAUGGUGCUAUCAAAGGAAUGAAUGAAAGCGACAUGAAUGAAGUCAUAAAAUGGUAAAUAUUUUAUUUUGAACACUUGUUGUACAGUAGUCUAUCCCCCCCCUCCCCGUCCUUGGGUAUGGGUAUCUUACUUAAUUGCAAAGUAUAAAAGCUUUAAUUGAUUGUGAUCAAAUUGUACUUGUAAAACUUAGCAUGUCCCUUUAAAAUGCAGCUUUCAAGUAUUAAAGUGGUACAUACAAUAUUUAACAGAAGUGUUUCCUUUACACUUGACAGAUGGCUCAAAAGGGAAAGAAACAAGAUUUAGAAACCUCAGAGUGGUGUUUAUAAGUAGCAAUUACAUACCAGGAACUGCUCUAAGUUUUAAGAUACUGGACGGUUCACAGGGGGGUGGCAGGGGGAAAGGAUUCUCUGAGAGCUGCUAAAUCCAUCUUCCAUGCCCUUCUUCCUUUAUUGGACAGUUUUCACCAGGCACUGUUUGUUUUACUACUUUUGUCCAGGUAAAUCACAUAAAUCUCACUAGCACAUUGAAAAAGAUAUAAUGAGCGUAUAAUGAAUUUAUUGAUGUUCUCUCAUGUAGGCUUUUUAGAAUGCUUAAUACUGUAGUGACACCCCUUUCUAGACUACAAAAAUGUUGGCCAUGUGGUUUUCUGCAGCGUUUCCAGUGCACUUGACUUCAAGGAACAUCUUCAGAAAAGGACAAAGAAACUUGGAGCAGGAAUCAAACGGAAGGUAUUUUAUUGCUUUAAAACGUUGCAUUUCUAAUUCAGGCUACAUGGAAUAAACAGGCAUUUGACUGUACGAGCAGCCCCUGUUCAAACUGAUGUAAACAAGCAGCCCUCUGCCUUGAUUCUUCUCAGACUCCAUUCUCUGCCUACCUCUUCCCCAACAACAAUAAAACCUCACCUUGCAAGAAGCGGACAUGGUAGCAAGUGGAGGAGAGCUCAAUUGAGAAUGAAAAAUGCCUGUCUCUCUAGGUGGUCAUCCAUCAGAUGGGUAGAUUGUUGUUGUUUAGUCGUUUAGUCGUGUCCGACUCUUCGUGACCCCAUGGACCAGAGCAUGCCAGGCACUCCUGUCUUCAGAUGGGUAGAUACUGACAUCUAUUGUCCAAAGGCAGAAAAUGCAGAAUUGAGGAAGUAGAUUGCCUCUCAAUGUACAGAACCUCCUGUCCAUUCAUGAGAUUUUCAUGUUAUAGUCCCUCUUUCCCCCUCCCUCAGCCCUGAACCCAUUCAGUCACAGUACAGUGGUACCUUGGUUCUCAAACUUAAUCCGUUCCGGAAGUCUGUUCCAAAACCAAACCAUUCCAAAACCAAGGCGUGUGUUCCCAUAGAAAGUAAUGCAAAAUGAAUUAAUCCAUUCCAGACUUUUAAAAACAAUCUCUAAAACAGCAAUUUAACAUGAAUUUUACUGUCUAACGAGACCAUUGAUCCAUAAAAUGAAAGCAAUAAUCAAUGUACUGUACUAUAAAAUCAAUAAGACAGUAUUGUAGAUGAUAAAAUGAAGAAGAAAAAAAAAUCUUCCCUGCACUGAUGAUAGCCAUUGUUUGGAUGGGAGACUUUUAUCUAUUUCUGCAGUUACAUAAUCAAUCAAUCAAUCAGUAGCUGAACUGGGUUCCACACAGACACAAAAACAAAUUAACUGAAAAAGCCUCAAAAACAAAAAUGCAAAAUAACUAGCAAAAACAAAAGCACCAGACUUAAUCUGUUCUGGAAGUCCGUUAGACUUCCGAAAUGUUCGAAAACCAAGGCACAGCUUCUGAUUGGUGCAGGUGCCCUGGAAACAAUAGCCAACAACAGCAUCGGGCCUUUGGCUUCCAAAAAUCAUUCGAAAACUGGAACACUUCCGGGUUUUCGGAGUUUGAGAACCAAAGCGUUUGAGAACCAAGGCAUUUGAGAACCAAGGUGGUCGUUUGCUUUUUAGUUAACCUUCCUUCCAUCUUCCAUUCUGUGAGUGAUAUGUCAGUUCCUGGCAAUUUAUGCUGGAUUUCUUCGUUGUGUGCUUGUCUAUUUAGUCUCCAGCAUUUGUAAUUCCAAAUGCAAAGCAAGGUUUUUCUCCUUUGCCAGCUUCCCCGCCUGCCCCCCCCCAAAAUUUUCUCUUCUCAGUGUCACUUGAUUCCUCCUUUAAAUAAAUAAACAAACCCAAUCUGUCUUUCUUACUUUCUUCUUCUACUCUCCUCCUAAUGGCAGGCUGAAUGGGUUCCCCUGGCAGUUGUUGGAGCCCUCUUCUAUCUACCACCUACUUCAGCUCCCCCAAAAUGAGACUCUCCCCUCCACACACACUUUGGGGGAAGAUAUAGAGCAGUAGACAGGAAGAUUGCCAUUGCACCUUGAAUGCUUGGAGAUCCCCUUUGAGGGUUUCCAAGUGUUUGCACACUUUGAGGAUUAAAGUCAAUGUAGUUUCAGCGUGUGCGCAUGUUUUCUUCAUCUGUAGAGCACAUGGCCAUCAAAUUAAUCUUUCUUUCCUACCCUCUUGUUUUAGCUAUGUUUUGCCUUAAGUAUGCUUGGUAACCCUCGUAUUACUCUACUAGAUGAGCCAUCUACUGGCAUGGACCCCAAAGCAAAGCAACAUAUGUGGUGAGUAACACCAAACAACAUGGAGAAUGUGUUUUGGAAUGGAAUAUCACGGCUUUUUAUUUAGAAUUACAUCUCACCCCUUACUGCAUCACUUUCAAUGCAACUAGCAAAACCUGGAAUAAUCAUCUGAAAAAUCAGCACAGUGAACAAACAUUGACAGCAUGAACAUAAUACAGUUGCAACACAAAAUAACACUGAUUCUAUUAUUAUUAUUAUUAUUAUUAUUAUUAUUAUUAUUAUUAUUAUUGCUGCUGCUGCUGCUGCUGCCUCCCCUGCCCCCAGAAUGCCCAGGGUAAUUUUGGACAAAGGAAAAUUGACAAAGUAGGUGGCAGCUAUCUUAGGGAACCUCAGCUACCUCUGCCACCUCAGAAUCAGCAAACAGUUGAGAAAUAUAGAUAUUGUGCUACCCACAGUAAACUCCAAUCUCUUAAGAACCCUCCUGCUGAUUAUCAAGAACUUUCAACUCCACAGUACCAGAAAAGGGAGUUUUGUGUCAUUUUUCCCACAUACCCCAAUGAAAGGAUUUAUCAGAGUAUUGUGUAAAUUGUAACCUAUGGCCAGUGCACCGGACCUACCAGUCAUCCCUGGAGAACGGGCACAAAAAUACUUGGAUAUGGAGAAACUAUUGGGGUGUGUGAGAGAUUUGUAUUUCACUGAAUCUCCAGCUGAUGGAAAGUCCAGCAGAUGACCUUAUGUCCAUUAUAUGCUACUCCAUAGAGAAAUACUAAAAAAAAGUGAACCAUUUGCAAGUUAGCCACUCCACUUUCCCACUAUUUAUUACAUCUGACAGGAAAGCAAUUCGUGCAGCUUUUAAAAGUAAAGAGAGAGCAGCCAUUCUGACAACUCACUAUAUGGAAGAAGCAGAGGCUGUGUGCGAUCGAGUCGCAAUCCUGGUGUCUGGAAAAUUAAGGUACCUCCUCCGCAUCUUUGGGAUAUCUUGAAUAAAAGCAUCUUGGGCUUUUGCAUUAAAAUAUCAUGAAAGAUUUUGACAUUAAGUUUGCCUUUGUCUGCCUGCCUGCCUUUUCUCCCCCCCCCCCAAAGAUGCAUUGGUACAGUUCAACAUCUCAAGAGUAAAUUUGGCAGAGGAUAUUUCUUAGAAAUGAAACUGAGACAUGUACCACUUACAGAGAAGAAGGAGUAUCUUCAGAGGGAGAUUCUGCGCAUCUUUCCAAAUGGAAGUUACCAGGAAAGGUAAAAAAGCAAAUUGUGUAAGAGGUCUGGGUAUUAAACUAACAAAAAGAAGCUUGAUUUCCCUCAACACCCCAAAGUGCACAACAUGGGGAGGGGGGAUGAAAAGUGAGGAUUCAUUGGUCAGUUGGCAACACACCUGGCAACAGUGACACAGAACUUAGCCCACAGGUUGGUCACAACAAAUGCCUGACUUCCAGCUGAUCAGCUCUACAGCAGGUAGCCUUGGGAAGGGAUUUUGGAAAUAGACUAGAGUGGGAAUUUCUCUCUGGUCUUCUCCCGAGCCAUAAAUUGGGCCCUGAUGCAGGUUUAGGCCGGUAUUUUCAUGCCUGUCCUCCUACUUACAUUUGGACACUCAUUAUUGCAAAUAUUGCUUGCUACUGUAAAUACAGUUAUGUGUUUGUUAUAGACCCAAAGUAGACUGUGGUUGAUGUGGCUGGCAGAAAAGUUUGCUUGGGUCCCUGACAGGCAGCUAAGAUCUGCUUGUUAUGUUUGGUUUUCUCUUUGCAAAUCACUUUGUUUGGUACUUUUCUUUGUAGGACCCUCAACUGGCUGUGUUACAAAUAAGUUGAUAGAACAGAUAAAAGCUGCAGUCUGAUCCAAAACAACAGCCUGUUCAGGCGUAUUACAACAUUUUAUGCUUAAUUCCAGUAACAUUACUUAAGCCACUGGUGGUUUUCAUUUCUGCUUAGUUGUUGCUGAAUGCGCUGAUGCCUGUUUUAUCUUUGUUGCAGUUUCGAAUCUAUUUUGGCUUACAAAAUCCCAAAGGAAGAUGUCCACUCACUUGCAUUAUCGUUUUCUAAACUGGAGGAAGGUGAAGUAACAAUUUACUAAGUAGAACCUCCAUCUGAUUCUCAAUUUUCUAUCCAAACCACCUGUUAACCUGAAUUCAUCUUAACCUGAAUUCAUCUUGUCAAUCACCACCCCCAUCAUCACGUCUCUUAGAAUCACAAUUCUCUCUGUAAAUAAUAUAUUCCCUUAUCCAAACCCCUGGUCAGUGGAUAUGUUGCCUUCCUGAUUUGCCUUCCUGAGACAUAUUGAAGUCUGUUAACUUUUAGAGCAUUUAAAGAGGUACAGGAUUUCCUCUUGAUGCAUUAACUUGUUGUCUUCUCACAGCCAUACACAAUGCUUGACUAGUGCUUGCAUCCUUAAACAUUAAAGUCAUCUGGAAGCUCCAAAUGUGCAGAAGAGGUACCUUGGUUCUCAAACUUAAUCCAUUCCGGGAGUCUGUUAGACUCCCGAAACCGUUUGAAAACCAGAACAGUUAUUUCCGGGUUUGCAUUGUUUGGGAGUUUUGUUCGACAAGUAAGCUGUUCAAGAACCAAGGUACCACUGUAUACUGUACUGCAAUGCACACAGUGGCUUUCCUGGUCACUGGAAUCUUAGGGAACAGCAGGGUACAUGUACCCCGAUGUGUCUGUAUAUGCGGGAGCCAGAAACUGCUAAGAGCUUUAGGAUGUGCACAUCUUAAUGCUUAUGACCUUCAGAUUGAUCUGUGUUUUCUAUUUUUACUGAUGUUGAGAGACAGGUUUCAUUUUAAAAUGCUUGUUGAUGUAAAGUAAUUUUUGAUGUAUAAUUGAUUACUGUUGAGGAGUAAGGAGUUCCUUCUAUCACUUUUAACAGCAAAACAUGCGUUUGAUGUUGAAGAGUACAGCUUCUCUCAAGCAACACUUGAACAGGUAAUUUAAACAGACUUUUUCAAAAAUAUAAUGCAAUGUGCCGCAGAACAUAGUUUCACGGUUUUCAAAUUUAUAUUUGGUAAAAUCAAUUGUUUGCUUGUGUAAGCUAGCUAUAUUUACAGAAAACAUGGUCACAGAAAACAUUCACACCUCUCAUAUCUGGCCAUGAUUUUAUUAUAGCUUUCCAAGUUCACAAAAGUUUUGUAAAUUAACAUGACACAUAAUUUUUGGACCAAACCAUGGCUUAGCACAAAUGUGCAAAUGUUUGGGUUCUGGGAGCAAAUAUUGUUGCUGCAACACUCCUGCUUCUUCUCUACUAACUAAAGCUAAGUCAUUCUUUGGCUUAGUGAUACAUCUAAACGCAAACUUGUGGUUUGCAACCAAAGUUUUAGUCUUGGUUUACUGCUUGUGGAGAUUUCAAACUCUCUAUUAACUUGGGCUACCAUUUUGCCUGCAAAAUUCUCACAUGCAUUGUGGUUGUAAUUUAACAUAUUCAUGAAGCUCUUACUUGUUUUAGGUAUUUGUGGAACUUGCAAAAGAGCAAGAGGAGGAAGACAGUGGUUUUGGAACACUAAACAGCACACUUUGGUGGGAACGAGCGCAGGAGAGAGUGGUUUUCUGA
Molecule: messenger RNA, 45797 nt
Organism: Podarcis lilfordi (Lilford's wall lizard)
Lineage: Eukaryota; Metazoa; Chordata; Lepidosauria; Squamata; Lacertidae
Source: the annotation of a GenBank genome assembly